Molecule: messenger RNA, 87358 nt
Organism: Podarcis lilfordi (Lilford's wall lizard)
Lineage: Eukaryota; Metazoa; Chordata; Lepidosauria; Squamata; Lacertidae
Source: the annotation of a GenBank genome assembly
GGCCCUGAUCCGGGCAGAGAAAGAGACGAAAGUAAGCAGCGAUGGCUUUUUGUAAUUUUUAUUCUUUUGCAUUUCUGGUCCGGGGAGAGGAGGACAGAGUUUGGGGUGGGGGGCCUUUUGGGGAGGGAGCCGUUAACCUUCCAUGCAAAGGGAGCCCCCAGCCCCGCCCCCAAAUCCCAUCCCAUCUAUUGGUGGCGCUGGCAGGACCCGCCUUUGCUCAGCGCAACCUUUUGCAUGUGUGUGCCUUUGUCUCGAAAACAGCGCAAGAUCCACACCGGCUGAUUUGUGCAACGAUGCUGAUGAUGCCCACGUUUAGCAGAAGCGUCCUUCGGCUGGCGGGGGCCACGCUGCGGCUCCAGGUGUUCAGCUCUCCCCAGAACAGAUGCUGCUACUCUGGAGACGCCUACCCUUCCCCCACUAAAGCCAGGGGGGUGAAGAAGAGGGGCUAUGACAUCACCAGGAACCCCCAUCUCAACAAGGUUAGACUAAACCUCUCUGUUCUUGCUUGGAAGCUUUUGUUCAUUUUUGCCAUUAUUUAUUUUGCUGAGAGAGAGAGAGAGAGUUUGCAUGUGUGUAUAUCUUGUCGCUGCUGUGGAGUCCACCUCGCCUAGUUCUUCCCAGGUAUGUUUCCUCUUCUUGAUCUCACAUUGCUGCAUGAAAACUUUUAUUGAAGUCUGGAAGAAGCAAGGAAACCUAACACUGUGCAACUUUUCCUGCAAACUGCCCCAGGUUUCGAUUUUGUGCCCCCAAUCAGCUUCCUGGUUAUGAUACCCAUUCAUACCAGUAACGUGGGUCCUGCUCUCAUUGCUGUAGCUUGUGGAUCAGCAAAUCUUUUUCAGGUCUUCGUGGUCUUGGCAUUAUGCAAGAAGAUAAGGAGAGGCCUUCUGAAUCGGGCCAAAGGCCCGUCUAGGCCAGCAUCCUGUUCUCACUGUGGCCAGCCAGAUGCCUCUGGAAAAUCCAAAAGGGCCUGAGUGCUGCAAUGUGAUUCCCAGUGACUGGUAUUUGUGGGCCCAUCUCCUUUGAUACUGGAUGUGGUAGAAAACCAUCUUGACUAGUAGCCAUUGAUAGGCUUGUUCUCCACUCUGGUUGUGGCAGAGAAUUCUACCCUUUUAACUAUGUGAUAUGUGAAUAAGGGGGGACGCAGGUGGCGCUGUGGGUUAAACCACAGAGCCUAGGACUUGCCGAUCAGAAGGUCGGCGGUUCGAAUCCCCGUGACGGGGUGAGCUCCUGUUGCUCGCUCCCUGCUCCUGCCAACCUAGUAGUUCGAAAGCAUGUCAAAGUGCAAGUAGAUAAAUAGGUACCACUCUAGCGGGAAGGUAAAUGGCAUUUCUGUGCGCUGCUCUGGUUCGCCAGAAGCGGCUUAGUCAUGCUGGCCACAUGACCCGGAAGCUGUACGCCGACUCCCUCGGCCAAUAAAGCGAGAUGAGCGCCGCAACCCCAGAGUCCGUCACAACUGGACCUAAUGGUCAGGGGUCCCUUUACCUUUACCUAUGUGAAUAAGCCAUGAAUAUUGCAACAUUCAGCAUUUGGGGGCAAACCCAGGUUCUGGUAUUAUGAGAGAGGGAGGAGAAACCUCAUUCCAUCACAUUUCUCCAUGUCACACACACAUUCUCUGUCGUGUUCCUCUGUAUUGCCCACUAUUUUCCAGCCCCCAAUAGUCUUAACUGCACUUAUGAUAACCUGCAUAGGCUUUAGAAUCAGAUAAUAAAGUGCGUAUAAUUCUGUCUCUACCCAAACCCGCUAUACACCUCCACCACCAGUUUUCUGCUAGUUACCUAUUAAUAGAUGAAUGUUUCAGAUAAUUGGUGUUUGUUGGGUUCACGUCAUUCCUAGGGUGGAUAUCUGUUGGCCAAAUAAGACUGAAAACAUUUUGGGCUUGUUUUGGAAAUAAACACACACUCAUAGCUGCAGUGCUGAGCGUUGCUCCUGGAAAGCAAGUAGCAGGCUUGAACUAGGAUUGGCCCAGGACAAUUAGCUGCUGGUGUCGUCUCCCCCCUCCCCUCCCCUCCCCACCCCAUGCCCCCAAAGUGCACACUAUUAAGUAAAGUCAAGGUCUCUUCAGAGACAUCUGAAGCAGCAGAUCUCCCGGACAGUAAAAAAACAACACACAACAAUAAUAAGCUAAAGAGCUAAUCCCACUAUGCCAGAGGUUUUCAACCUUUGGGGGUCCACAGCUCCCUUGAUAUUCUUUCUGCGGCACCCCUGUGGGGCUCAGGAGCCCAGUUAUGUCACCCCUUGCCUGCAGGGCUGGCAGCCCCUCACCCCUUUUCGGACACCCUCCCUUGUGGAGUGUUCCCUCAGCCUCCUCUCUUCUCCCCUCUCCUUGGGAGUCCUCUGGGCAGCCGCAGCUGCCGCCUCUGGUCUCUGAGCUGCCCCCCCACCUGCCCCAAAGAGAGGUGCCUCCUCACACUGCCCCACAGGGGCCUGGGAAGCACCCCCUGGCCAGCCUCAGAGGCACCAUUUGCCUGGGGAGCUUGUAGCCAGGGCUGCUGCAAAAAAAGCCGCAACGCAAGAGGGCAUCUGAGGAGGGAGAGAGGGAAGGAAAGAGGGACAGAGGCCAGUGUUGCCUGCGACACCCCUGACUAUCAUUCAAGGCACCCCAGGGUGCCACGGAACACUGGUUGAAAACCACUUCACUAUGCCAAAAUGGCUUCUCCCCAUUUGGAGUAUCCUACAAAACCAGGACGUGGGUGGCGCUGUGGGUUAAACCACAGAGCCUAGGACUUGCCGAUCAGAAGAUCGGUGGUUCGAAUCCCUGCAAUGGGGUGAGCUCCCAUUGCUCGCUCCCUGCUCCUGCCAACCUAGCAGUUCAAAAGCACGUCAAAGUGCAAGUAGAUAAAUAGGUACAGCUCUGGCGGGAAGGUAACCGGCGUUUCUGUGCCCUCCUCUGGUUCACCAGAAGCGGCUUAGUCAUGCUAGCCGCAUGACCCGGAAGCUGCACGCCAGCUCCCUCAGCCAAUAAAGUGAGAUGAGCGCCACAACCCCAGAGUUGUCCGCGACUGAACAUAAUGGUCAGGGGGCCCUUUACCUUUACCGGACCAUGAAUUAUGGAGUGUCCUGCGGCCACUAGCAUCAGACAAAUGCAGGAUGCUUCAAGAUUGGAAGCAGUAUUAGAAACUCAGGUAUAUAAGCUAGGUGCCAAAUGGUUCCUUAAGCCAGGGUUACCGUCUCCAGAAUGGAAUGUGUAGUUGCCAUUUUUGGACAAGGCAGCUCUAAAGUCUUAUUUCCCAAUAGGACUUUUUGGUUCCUGAAAUUCAUUCUGAUUGUGCAGAUAAAACAUAACUGAUACAUAACUCUACAGGAUGUGUUGCUAGUACAGUCAUUCCUUGGAUCUCAAACGCCUUGGGCUCCUGAUCAAAUCGACUCCCGAACAAUCAAAACCCAGAAGUGAGCAUUCCAGUUUUCGAACAUUCUUUUGGAAGCCAAACCUCUGACGGGGCUUCCGUGGCUUCCGAUUGGCUGCAGGAGCUUCCUGCAGCCAAUCAGAAGCCAAGCCUUGGUUUUUGAAUGUUUUGGAAGUUGAACUGACUUCCGGAACGGAUUCUGUUUGACUUCCAAGGUACAGAUGUAUGUGAAAACCAUAUGCUCUUUCAGAUGGUGUAGAUGUCUGGCGCCAUCCUAGCACCUGGGCAUCUUCCUUGGGUCACAAGUGGCUGAUAGCCAGGUGCAGAAUAAAAUCUGUUAAACUGUUACUCCUGCCCUGUCUUCCCUGGAAUUAAGGUUUCAAGAGUUUGAACACCCACCCUGAAGCAAGUUAUUGACGAUGAGACCAUGACAUCUGUGGAUGCCAGACUACCAUAGGAAUGAGAAAGCAGGUCCCAAAUUCUUCUUCUCUGCCUUCAUUUUUCUAUGGGCAGAUAGCUGCAUUUUUUAUUUAUUCAUCGCAUUUAUAACACCCCUCUCCUUCAGGGGUUCAACGACACGGGUCCCCUUCCCCAUUUUAUCCUCGCAACAACCCUGUAGGCUAAGGUUGAGAGACUGAGACUGGUCCAAGGCCACGUUGUGAGAGUCCUGGCUGAGUAGCGGGUGGGGAUUUGAACCCUGGUCUCCCAGAACCUAGUCCAGCAUUUUAUCUUGUGGUUCCCCCACUAGGACCUGAGACAGGAUUGCUCCCCUCUUUACUUUUUGUGGGAGCUGUGCCUUAAGUCAUCUCAUUUACCCAGCUAAACACCUUUCAGUUCUUUCUGCAGGAGGUGUAAUUUAUGUACUUUGGAGCAAAGCUUUCCCUAUCUUUUGGAGAACUGCCACUGCUAGCUUUGCAGACACACAGUUCAGCAGUCAGCAGUUUUCCCUUCCUUUUUUUUAAAAAAAAAAAGGUGACAGGAUAUCGAUAUUAUAGUGGCUUGCCAACUGUGGGGGUUUUUUUGCAAAUAGGUCUGCUCUGUGCAGCCACCCAAAGUGUUGCAGCAGGAAAGCAAUGCAGAGCCAAACAUUUAGAUUAUGUGCUAUUAUUAUUUAUUAAAUGUGUAUACAGUGGUACCUCGUUUCUCGAACGUAAUCCGUUCUGGAAGACCGUUCGGCUUCCAAAACGUUCAAAAACCAAGGCGUAUCUUCCCAUUGGUUGCAAGAGCUUCUUGCACUCAGCGGAAGCUGUGUCACACGUUCGAGUUCUGAAAAGCGUUCGAAAACGGAAGCAUUUACUUCUGGGUUUUCAGUGUUUGAGAACCCGAAAUGUUUGACAACAGAGGUACCACUGUACAGUGGUACCUUGGGUUAAGUAUUUAAUUCGUUCUGGAGGUCCGUUCUUAACCUGAAACUGUUCUUAACCUGAAGCACCACUUUAGCUAAUGGGGCCUCCCACUGCCGCCGUGCCGCUGGAGCACGAUUUCUAUUCUCAUCCUGAAGCAAAGUUCUUAACCCGAGGUAAUAUUUCUGGGUUAGCAGAGUCUGUAACCUGAAGCGUAUGUAAUCCGAGGUACCACUGUACUGCCAUUCAUCCCUAGAUCAGUGGUUCCCAAACCUUUUCAGACUCCUUGGUUCCAUAAACUCAUCCCCAAUGCCCACUACUCCAUAAAUAUAAAGAAUAUUAUUCAAAAUAGAACAAAUGGACCUAAGUCAGUUAUAUGGGUGAUACUCUGUUGUGUCUUGUCAGCACAAGGAUUUCCACUUAACGCAAUGGCAUUUCCCUCCUUGUUCCUGCUUUUCGUGCCCCAUGCCCAGGGGCGUAGUGUGGGUUGUCAGCACCCGGGGCAAGGCAAGUAAUUUGCACCCCCUAACCCGUGGAUUUGCGCCCCCUAACCUGUGGAUUUGCGCCCCCUAACCCCCAGAUGUUGCGCCCGGUGCACCCGGCCCCCCCUGCACCCCCCACGCUACGCCACUGCCCAUGCCCUCUCCAGAUUUGCUUCACAGUGUCGGGGGAACCCCUACAACAGAUUUAGGGGGUGCACAGGGUGAGGAGACAGUGGGAGAAGCUUCUGUUGCACAAGUGGAAAAAUUUGCGCCCAUGGAACGUUCUCCUUAGUGCUGCAGUGCAUCGUAAUGGUUAGAGUUGUCAGGCUAGGACACUCAGCCAUGAAACUCACUGGGUGACGUUGGGCUGGCCAUUUGGUCUCAGCCUAACCCAACCUCGCAGGGUCGUUGUGGGUAUUCAUUGAGCAAGGGGGAACCAUGUAAACUCCCUCGAGCUCCGUGGAGGGAAAAAGUGUGGUACAAAUGCAAUAAAUAGAUAAAUAAUGCAUUGGCUUCAACCCAGAGGAUUUGAUCUUGAAAAUGACUAGCAUGGGUUGCAGCCCACAGUAGGGUUUUCUUGCUAGGGGCCUGUGCUGUUGGUUUUGGGUGGCAGGAUCAACCUCUGUUGUGCGAUAGUGGAGCUGUGAGCAAAAGGAUUUAGAAGUUGUUUUAACAAAUCUGCGGCUUCUGGAAGAGGGGCUUUCCUUGUCUAAGCAAAAUCAAGGCUGGAUAAGGCUGAAUUAACAGCAGUGUUUUGCAUGGCAAGUCCCUGCUUUCGUUUCCUAUUUAGUGAUGUGUUACCAGUGCAACUAUCAAAACUUGGAGUUCACCACUGUGGUUCGCACCCAAAUGCCUUCUCCCUCUGCUCUGGAAGAGGUUAACUUGGGGACAGGCCAGAAGGGAGUGCGGCCCUUGGGUUGCAAACAUUUGCGUCACCCCUGUCGUAGCUAUAGAUCAGGUUUCUGGUGUUCAUCAGUAUGCGGAUGAUACCCAGCUCUACCUCUCUUUUAAAUCAGAACCAGUGAAGGCGGUGAAGGUCCUGUGUGAGUGUCUGGAGGCGGUUGGAGGAUGGAUGGCAGCUAACAGAUUGAGGUUGAAUCCUGACAAGACAUAAGUACUGUUUUGAGGGGCAGGAGGCAGGCAGGUGUGGAGGAUUCCAUGGUCCUGAAUGGGGUAACUGUGCCCCUGAAGGACCAGGUGCGCAGCCUGGGAGUCAUUUUGGACUCACAGCUGUCCAUGGAGGCACAGGUCAAAUCUGUGUCCAGGGCAGCUGUUUACCAGCUCCAUCUGGUACGUAGGCUGAGACCCUACCUGCCUGCGGACUGUCUCGCCAGAGUGGUGCAUGCUCUGGUUAUCUCCCGCUUGGACUACUGCAAUGCGCUUUACGUGGGGCUACCUUUGAAGGUGACCCGGAAACUACAACUAAUCCAGAAUGCGGCAGCUAGACUGGUGAUUGGGAGCGGCUGCCAAGACCAUAUAACACCGGUCUUGAAAGACCUACAUUGGCUCCCAGUACGUUUCCGAGCACAAUUCAAAGUGUUGGUGCUGACCUUUAAAGCUCUAAACGGCCUCGAUCCAGUAUACCUGAAGGAGCGUCUCCACCCCCAUCAUUCAGGCCAGACACUGAGGUCCAGCUCUGAGGGCCUUCUGGCGGUUCCCUCACUGCGAGAAGCCAAGUUACAGGGAACCAGGCAGAGGGCCUUCUCGGUAGUGGCGCCCUCCCUGUGGAACGCCCUCCCACCAGAUGUCAAAGGGAACAACAACUACUAGACUUUUAGAAGACAUCUGAAGGCAGCCCUGUUUAGGGAAGCUUUUAAUAUUUGAUGUAUUACAGUAUUUUAAUAUUUUUUUGGAAGCUGCCCAGAGUGGCUGGGGAAGCCCAGCCAGAUGGGCGGGGUAUAAAUAAUAUAUUAUUAUUAUUAUUAUUAUUAUUAUUAUUAUUAUUAUUUCUCCAACCUGAUAUAUUCCAGAAGUUGUUGGACUCCCAUUAGCCCUGGCCAGGAUGGCCGAUGGCAAAGGAUGAUGGGAGUUGUAGUCCACAUUGAGGAAGAGAUGGUAUCUACACACACAGGCACACAUACUACCUAGCUUAGUUUAGGAUCUCCAAGCAAUUAUUAUUCUAUGGACCCUAGGGAUAAUUGAAAGACCAGUUUAGUUCAUAGACAAAUUACCACGUGCCUGCAAUAUUCAUAUUUUUUUCAAAAAUAAAAUAAAAUUCCACUGCUGCACUGACUGCACUGAACGUUUUUAUCAUCUCAUUUUAUGAAAAAUAAAAAUAAAUUAAAAAUGAUCUCAGCGUGCAAUUUAGAAAAUUGGGCUAAAUGAACCACAGAGUCCUUUCCUUUCCAAGCUGUUGGCAACGCUCAUGAUGCAUGAAUAUUGGCAUUUCAAAGAAGGCCAUUGCCAGGGCGGGUCAAGUCCGUGGUGGCCAAGAGGAAAUCUUUGAGGGCUGAGUUGUCAGAGAUGGAGCACAAAAGAGAGCUGUUCUUGCUGCUGGAAGCGUUCAUUGGCUAGUUAAAAAAAAGAAAGGAAGGAAGAAAAUGUUUCAGCAGAGGGGCCGAAGGCCAAAUCCUGUCCUUAGUGGAAUCCAUUCCCUCUGUUUUUGAAGUUCAUGCUGUGAAUGCUAAUGCUUCUUACAUAACCUUGAUAAGAACACUUUACCCUAUAAGUAUUUGCAGAAUGGGCACUGUUUCAGGUGCACCACAUAAUACACCUUCCGUAUUUGAUCUUUUAGCGUGGCAGCGCCUAAACUUUGGAACUGCCUGCCUAUUGGCAUCAGGCAGGUACCUUCACGCCGCUCUUUUCGACACCUGCUAAGAAGGCUUUUGUUUAGGCAUUUCCAUCCAGAUAUGUAGAUUGUUGGCAUGAGUUUUGGUUUGGUUUUUAGCUUUUUUAUUUUAUAACGUAUCUUUAUUAAUUUAAAAUAAAUUUAUGAGAAAACAGACAUACAAGUAAACAAACAAACAAACAACAGAAAAAACAAACAAACCACCACACUAUAAGAUACAAGAUUAAUAUAAUUAUCAUCAUAUAUACUCCUGAUACUGAACACAAUUCUAAAACUUAUAGAGAAGAAAUUUAAAACUGACUUCCAAUUAAUCUCACUGUACUUUAUCUAUCCAUUACUUUGUACCGCACAGUUACAUAUUUCUUAUAUAAUUUCUUUUUACCCUCCCUACAAACUUAUAUUUAUACAAUACAGGGAUCAGUCUAAUUCUGCCAAGGUGUUUCCUUUUAUUCCAUAGUUUUUAAGCUUUUUGUUUUAGCUUAUUGCGCUGCCCAGUAUUGCACCUGCUAUGCGACAUCUCAGAACGUUGCUUAGGAUGAGCUGUGGCCCUCGGGCUUAAAAAAAGUCCCCCCACUCCUGCACUGUGCGGAAAUACGAGCUGUUAAAAUGGGUGCCUCUGUGUGAUCACAGCCGGGUCAUGAGCUUGGGGGCAGCAGUGCAUCCUCCUAGAUGCUACCACAAGUGGUGGUGAUUGUAGGUGGUUGCUGGCUAUUAUGAACCAGCCCAUCAUAAAGGCUCCAGGAAGUGAAGAAGUCUCAUGGAAUCAGAGAAGUGUAGAUUUAGAAGGGACCCUGAGGGACAUCUAGUCUAGAUUUUGAUCUCCCUAACCCCACCCCAUGGGCCAAUUUUGGACCACCCACAUGUCAUAGUUGGUCUGCGAGGGUAGGGGGUGAGAGAGCGUGACCAAGCAGGACUGAGCUCCCUAUAUUGAAUCAGUUGCAAAAAACCCCAAGGGUUGUCCAGUCCAACCCCCUGCAAUGCAGGAAUCUCAACUAAAGCAUCCAUGGCAGAUGGCUAUCUGACCUCUGCUUAAAAAAGAAGGAGAGUCCACCAGCUCCUGAGGGAGUCCGUUCCACUGUUUAACAGUUCUUACCUUCAGAAAAUUCUGCCUGAUGUUUAUAGUCAGAAUCUCCUUUCUUGUAACUUGAAGCCAUUGGUUCGGGUCCUACGCUCCAGACCAGCUUGUUCCCUCUUCCACAUGGCAGCCCUUGAGAUAUUUGAAGAUGGCUUUCAUAUCUUCUUUCCGUCUUUCAUCUCUUCUUUCCCAAGCUAAACAUACCCAACUCCUUCAACCAUUCCUCAUAAGGCUUGGUUUUGAGACCCUUGAUCAUGUUGGUCGCCCUCGUCUGCACACAUUCCAGCUUAUUUAUUGAAUUUAUAUAUCAUCCUAUACCCCGGGGGUCUCAGGGCGGUUCACAGAAACACACAAUACAGUGGUACCUCGGGUUACAGACACUUCAGGUUACAGACUCAGCUAACCCAGAAAUAAUACCUCGGGUUAAGAAUUUUGCUUCAGGAUGGGAACAGAAAUCGUGUGGCGGCCGCGAAGCAGCAGCAGGAGGCCCCAUUACUGAAAGUACGCCUCUAGUUAAGAACAGUUUCAGGUUAAGAAUGGACCUCCAGAAUGAAUUACGUUCUUAACCCAAGGUACCACUGUAUCCUUCUUAAAUUGUGGUGCCCAGAACUGGACACAGGAUUCCAGGGCACCACAAUUCAUCUGGAAUCUCUGCAAGAAAGGAAUUAAGUCUUGCGCAAUGCAAAAACCUCUUGGAGAUCUUGGCGUGGAUGAGGCCCGUGCAGCUGUGUUUACAUCCUCUGAGAGCUGAGCGAUGACUCAGCUCCCCUUGCGGGGUGGUAGGGCGGCAAGUGAGAACCAGCCCCAAGGCUACUCUGCCUCGUGGUGGUGCUGACUCAGCACUUGGUUGGAACGAUUAAAUGCCACCGCCAGGCAUUCCAAUUGACGGAUUAUGUGCAACAGGCCUGGAUUUAAGGCCUGUGUCAUAGGUGUGAAUCCGCUUUCAGCCUGAGGGCCAAAUUUCACCCUGCCACCCUUCCCAGGGCCAAAUGCAUCCUUUUUUAUGGUUAACACCUAAGCCCAUCUUUCUUGGAAGCCGCUCUGGCUGAUUUCAUAGUCACUGCUGAGGAACUGUGCCUGGGAUGGCUUCUCAGAAGAGAUCUGCUCAUAGGGAGGAGGGCUUUGCCAGUUGUGCUUAAUUUAGCAGCAGAAAACCCCUUAUGCAUGGGAAACUGCACAGCUUUGCAGAAACGGCAAAGCUGUUAACAGCAUGGCGAUGGCAAUUGUUAAUUGGAUGCUAAUUGCUGAGGAAGUAAGUGGGGGUUAUUUAUUAGACAUGCUGUUCUUUUCAGCCUAGAUGGGCUCCAGCAGCAGCUCACAAUUAGAAGGCACAUCCCAAUACAAUUAUAGAUGAGCUAUGCAGAGAUAUAUGUUUGUUGGAGUCAUGCUGGGGAACCUAUGGCGUAGCGGGGGCCACUCUGUCCGGCCCAGUGCCGGAUUUACAUAUAAGCUAAACAAGCUGUAGCUUAGGGCCCCACUCUCUUGGGAGGGCCCCCCAAAAAAUUAAAGGAAAAAAACCUGGAUGUACAUUUCCAAAAUAUAAGAUAAAAAACAAAUAAAAUAAAAGCUACAUACAGCAACAGUGUUUUGUGUUGUGUAGGCUCCCAUGAUGUAAGUAAUGGGCGCCGCCUGCUAGCCUGCUCCCUAAAAUAUCACUGCUUUGCUCAUUUCUAUAUAUAGGAUGCCUGCAUUCUGCAUGGACUGUUAUGUGCAAAUAGCUUUAGAUACCUAUUUGUUGUUGUUGUUUAGUCAUUAAGUCAUGUCCGACUCUUCGUGACCCCCUGGACCAGAGCACGCCAGGCACACCUGUCUUUCACUGCCUUCCGCAGUUUGGUCAAACUCAUGUUAGUAGCUUCGGGAACACUGUCCAACCACCUCGUCCUCCGUCGUCCCCUUCUCCUUGUGCCCUCCAUCUUUCCCAGCAUCAGGGUCUUUUCCAGGGAGUCUUCUCUUCUCAUGAGGUGGCCAAAGUAUUGGAGCCUCAGCUUCAGGAUCUGUCCUUCCAGUGCGCACUCAGGGCUGAUUUCCUUCAGAAUGGAUAGGUUUGAUCUUCUUGCAGUCCAUGGGAUACCUAAUAGAUACCUAUUAGGUCUAUAAAUUACCAUAUAGCACAUAUUCAACACAAAAAAACAGCAACAAUUUGUUGUUGACAAAGGACAGCUGGACAUAUAAAGGGCCCCAUUACCUUCAGUAGCUUAGGGCCUCAUCAAACCUAAAUCUGGCCCUGGUCUGGCCCUUGGGGCUUUGCUGGGCUAUGUCUCUCUAGCGCCCAGGAUUCUUUGGGGGAACGCCAUGGCUGUGGUAUCACAGUGUUUUAAAUGUAGAGUAUGGAUGUCUCCUAGAAUUCCACUGAGCCUCUUGGGCUUGCCAAUCAGAAGGUUGGCGGUUCAAAUCCCUGCGACAGGGUGCGCUCCCAUUGCUCGGUCCCAGCUCCUGCCCACCUAGCAGUUUGAAAGCAACUCAGAGUGCAAGUAGAUAAAUAGGUACCACUCCGGCGGGAAGGUAAACGGCGUAUUCGUGCGCUGCUCUGGUUUUGCCAGAAGCGGCUUAGUUAUGCUGGCCACAUGACCCGGAAAAACUGUCUGCGAACGAACGCCGGCCGGUAAAGCAAGAUAAGUGCCGCAACCCCAGAGUCAUCCGUGACUGGACUUAACUGUCAGGGGUCCCUUUACCUUUUUAUGGAUGUCUCCUAGGAUUCCAGCUCUUCCUGAGCCUGGACACAGGCAAAAUACCCUUUAAUUCCCUCUUUCGUGCUGCAAAUAGCUAUAGAGGCUCUAUCACUGUGUGAGCUCCUGAGGGUGAGCUCUUGAGGGUGCCUGAGGAGGGGGGGGGGCCUUGAAAGAGCCUGUGUUGGGGGUGGAGGUGAUUAAAGACCCCUUUGUGUGUGAUGUGGGUGUAACUUAUCUGAGGGAGACAAUUUUGCAGCCCUUCAGACCUGUUAAAAGUUAGUUGCAGAGCAGAGGAUUAUGGAGAAUGACAUGGGACUCAUGGUGGGUGUUUUCAUUCUGGGUUAAUUAGGGUCUUGAGAUUUCUGCUCUUUGCUGUGUCACAGCUGGAAAGGAUUGGCGAAAGGGGGGAGGCGGGGAAGGGGAAUACUUGCAGCCCCGUGGAAAGAGGCAAUAAACAGUCUCAGAUUAUUUCUUAGGCAUUGCCAGAAUUCCUAUGUGUUGCCUCAUCAGAUCCUGCUGCCUAAACUGCAGUGUGAUUGACAUCAAGGGUACUUGCGGACGAGGCCAUCGUUUAGACUUUAUUUGCGAAACUCUGUUGCUGCAUUCUUGUUUAGCUCAAACCAGAGUCACAUGCAACAGCAGUUGCUGCAAAGAGCAUUUUGUUCCUUUGGCAGGAAUCCAGAUGGCUCCCAUGAAGAAUCAGAUUGGUGUGUUAAGAUGGGUGUGUGUUUUUAAUUCUGAAAAUCCUCGUGUCUUGGCCCAUACAGUGGUACCUCAGGUUAAGUACUUAAUUCGUUCCGGAGGUCCGUUCUUAACCUGAAACUGUUCUUAACCUGAAGCACCACUUUAGCUAAUGGGGCCUCCUGCUGCCGCCACGCUGCUGGAGCACGAUUUCUGUUCUCAUCCUGAAGUAAAGUUCUUAACCUGAAGCACUAUUUCUGGGUUAGUGGAGUCUGUAACCUGAAGCAUAUGUAACCUGAAGCAUAUGUAACCUGAGGUACCACUGUAUGUCUAAACCACAUUAACAGUUCCCCCGAAGACUCAUGGGAACUGCAGUUUACCCCUAGCAGAGCUGCAGUUUCCAGCACCCUUAACAAACUACAGUUCCCAGGAUUCCUUGGGGGGAACCAUAACUGUUAAAGUGGUAUAAGUGCUUUAAAUGGAGGUUGUGACCUACUGUAUCUGUUAAUCAGGGAUGCGGGUGGCGCUGUGGUUUAAACUACUGAGCCUCUUGGGCUUGCCAGUCGAAGGGUCAGCACAGGCUUCCUCAACCUCGGCCUUCCAGAUGUUUUUGGCCUACAACUCCCAUGAUCCCUAGCUAGCAGGACCGGUGGUCAGGGAUGAUGGGAAUUGUAGUCUCAAAACAUCUGGAGGGCUGAGGUUGAGGAAGCCUGGGUCAGCAGAUCGAAUCUGUGUAAUAGGGUGAACCCCCGUUGCUUUGACCCAACUCCUGCUAACCUAGCAGUUGUAAAGUAUACCAGCGCGAGUAAAUACAGUGGUACCUCGGGUUAAGAACUUAAUUCGUUCUGGACGUCCGUUCUUAACCUGAAACUGUUCUUAACCUGAAGCACCACUUUAGCUAAUGGGGCCUCCCGCUGCCGCCACAUCGCUGCUGCACGAUUUCUGUUCUCAUCCUGAAGCAAAGUUCUUAACCCGAGGUACUAUUUCUGGGUUAGUGGAGUCUGUAACCUGUAGCUUCUGUAACCUGAAACGUCUGUAACCCAAGGUACCACUGUAAAUAGGUACCGCUGCAAUGGGAAAAUAAACAGCAUUUCCAUGUGCUCUGGCACUCAUCACAGUGUCCCGUUGCACCAGAAGCGGUUUAGUCAUGCUGGGCACAUGACCCAGAAAGCUGUCUGUGGACAAACACUGGCUCCCUAACCUGAAAGCAGAGAUGAGUGUCCUGCGCCAUGGUCAAAUUUGAUGGUACUUAACAAUCCAGGGGUCCUUUACCUUUUACCUUUACCCAGGGUUGUUGUUAAAAGACAGCCCAGAACACUCAAGGCGCAAGUCCUGUGCACAGAACCCCAAUCUCUUGCCUCUUCCCCUUUUAAAAAACCCUCAAAUUUCCUUUACUUUGCUUAUAGGGCAGCUGAGCAUCCUGCAGAUUGCAGCACCAGUGAGACCAACUUAAUUUGUCUGGGCCCCAAUCCACAUUCAAUGUACUGAGCCCAGAAAACCCUGUUGGCACCUGAGAGCUCAGAGCAAGCCCUGAUGGUGAAGGGCAGAGCUCGUUUCUCCGUGUUCCUGCAUUGCAAAUAUAAUGCAAUAAAUUGUAUGUAUCUAAGAUGGCUUUCUCCAACCUGGGAAGCAGGAGUUUAUGAGAGUUGUAGUCCAGAAUGUCUGACGGAUGAAAGCUGACCUAGGAUCACCACAUGUGCAAAGGACAUUGCUGAUAUUAUUAUUUAUUAAAUUUAUAUAUAGCCCUUCAUUCGAAGAUCAUAGGGUGGUAUACAACACAGAAGCUCUGUUGCUUGAAGAAACGAUUGUUUUGUGCUACUAGAUAUGCCUUGGCUGGUUUUAUACGUAAUGUUGCUUGCUUGAACUGCAUAAUUAUAUAGUGCCCGGAUACUUUUAUUAAUUCAUUUCUGCCAGCCUGGCUUCAAAGAGCUCUUUGCACAUCUGCCAGCAAAUAAAAAUGAGAAGCCGUAAACUUCCUUUCUGCGCUGCGUAGAAACUGUUAAAAAGCACGAAAGAGCAGACAAUACAAAGCACAGAAGCAGCAAUAAAAUACGUCUCAAAUCGCUUCCCAGAAACUGAUAAACAUUCAGCCCUAACUAGACUCCCACAAUCUUCCUGGAUUCUAAACCAAGGAACCCAUGUAAUCCUGUAAGUCUUUCCAAAUGAGUUUGUUUAUUGUGCCCUUCUGAUGAGAGAUGUUUCGUACUUAAAUGCAGCAGCAACAUAAACGUUACCCAAAGGACCUCUGGCUCGCUUCUGGUAUUCCUGAGAGAAGCACCACAGCUCAGUGGCAGAGUGUUUACAUCACAUGGAGAAAGCCCUGGGUUCAGUCUGUGGCGUCUCCAGAUAGAUUCUCAUCUGAAAUCUGCCCGUCAGCGCAGACAGUAGAGAAGCAAGAUCAAUGGUUCUCAACCUGUGGGUCCCCAGAUGUUGUUGGACUACAACUUCCAUCAUCCCUGAGCUCUGGCCUUGCUAGCUUGCUAGUUCAACAACAUCUGGGGACCCACAGGUUGAGGAAGGCUGAGGUAGAUGGACCCAAUGGUCAGACCCCGUAUAAGGCAGAUUCCCUGGUUCCUAUGUUGCCAGAAAGGCUUUCAUAGGGUGGUGGCAGCCGUCUCUCCUACAUGGAGAUGCUAAGGACUGAAGCGGGGACCUUUUUCAUAGAAUUGUAGAUGAUGAUGAUGAUGAUGAUGAUGAUAAUUUAUUAUUUAUACCCCGCCCAUCUGGCUGUGUUUCCCCAGCCACUCUGGGCGGCUUCCAACAGAACACUGAAAUACAAUAACCUAUUAAACAUUAAAAGCUUCCCUAAACAGGGCUGCCUUCAGAUGUCUUCUAAAAGUCUGGUAGUUGUUGUUCCCUUUGACAUCUGGUGGGAGGGCAUUCCACAGGGCAGGUGCCACUACUGAGAAGGCCCUCUGCCUGGUUCCCUGUAACUUGGCUUCUCGCAGCUAGGGAACCGCCAGAAGGCCCUCGGCACUGGACCUCAGUGUCCGGGCAGAUCUGGAAGGACCGCGAGGGUCAUCUCGUCCAACCCCAUGCAAUGCAGGAAUCUUUUGCCCAACGUGGGGCUCGAACCCACAACCCUGAGAUCAAGAGUCUCAUGCCAAAGCAAGUGCUCUACGAGUGAGCUACAACCCUUCCCUUGCUCUUCCGUGGUUAAAUGAACUCUACAGCCUGUUGGCAACCUCUGGUGGUGCAUGUGCUGGCUCAUUCUGGUCCAGUUUGGAUGGGAAGGCGUGGACACCCCACCUAGAGCAGGGGAGGAAGAGUGAGGCUAAUGGCUGAGCCAGCAUUCACUUCUUUGGUGCAUACAAUGAUCAUGCACCGGAGUGGGCCAUAUUCCUUAUCUUUUUUCUUUUUCUUUUUUGCGGAGUGAAUUUGUAUUUAUUUAUAAAAAUAUUUAUAUCCUGCCAUAUCAUUUUUUUUAAAAGAGCAGUUUACAACAAUAUACAUAUUUUUUUAAAAAAUUGAAACUUAAAAAAAUUUAAAUCAGAGACCGUCACCUUACUAUUAUGCAAAUAUGUUUUCUUAAGGGCCUGCGUGAGCUUGACGGCACAGAAAAAGUUCAGGUUGAAACAGAAGGAGCCUGCUGAAUCUCUAGUGGCAGGGAGUUCCACGGGGCUGGCUGGGCCAAUGACACUGAAGAUUUGGUUUCUUGUUGCCAUAUUCCUUUUCUGAGAAACUUUUUCUGGGGGGGGCGCAUACCAGUGGUGAGCGGAGCCACAGGGGAAAGUGUGUGGAGCCAUAAACGUGACUUCCACCCGUGCCCAUUAGGCUAUUUUCUCUCUCUAUGCUCCCUCCAGGCAAACAUGCAGAAUGAUGAAGAGUUCAGGGGCUUUCCAGCUAGGCAAAAACACUCAGGGCAGUGGAAAGCAGGGCUGGUAAUAGAUGUGACUCAGGAGUGUGGGUGGCCCUGGAGAUAUCCCCAAGGACCAGAUAGAGUUUUUUGGGGGGCUGCAUUCGGGGCCUGAGGUUUCCCAUCCCUGGUUAUGAAGACAGAGGAAGCUGUGCUCAUGUGGGGCAAUGAGAACCCAUUAGGACUUCCCCUCCUCAUUUUUCUUUGGGGGGGGGGAACGACCCAGCCAGGUGGGCAUGGUAUAAAGAACAAAAUCGCCGCCAUCAUUAUUUCUAUUGCUUCUGUAUUUUUUCAUUUUCUGAGUCUUAAUAAGCUUGAAAGAAGUGGUAAGUAGCUCGCAUGCUAAUAAUAGCUGGCACCUUCCCCCAGAGCUAUUUCUGGAGCAAGACUACAGUCCACAGCACACACAAGACGCUGUUCUUUUUCAUUUUUGGCACAUCCUUUGAACGCAGUAACCCCCUCUUUGCCAUCCUCCUCCUUGCGGAUCUCUCGAAAAGCAUCGUUUUCCCCCCUCGACGCAGCAUCUCUGUUAAGUAGGAGGAAUGCAUUUAUUAAGACAAUCCUGUCCUUUCCCCCCAUCUUGUCACCUGAUACUCUGCUCCCUUUUAAAUGGUGUUGUGUAACUGGCAAAUCUAGGGACGCGGUGGCGCUGUGGGUUAAACCACAGAGCCUAGGACUUGCCAAUCAGAAGGUCGGCGGUUCGAAUCCCCAUGACGGGGUGAGCUCCUGUUGCUCGGUCCCUGCUCCUGCCAACCUAGCAGUUCGAAAGCACGUCAAAGUGCAAGUAGAUAAAUAGGUACCGCUCCAGCGGGAAGGUAAACGGCGUUUCCGUGCACGGCUCUGCUUCGCCAGAAGCGGCUUAGUCAUGCUGGCCACAUGACCCGGAAGCUGUACGCCGGCUCCCUCAGCCAAUAAAGCGAGAUGAGCGCCGCAACCCCAGAGUCAGCCACGACUGGACCUAAGAGCCAGUGUGGUGUAGUGGUUAAGAGCAGUAGUCUCGUAAUCUGGGGAACCAGGUUCGCGUCUCCGCUCCUCCACAUGCAGCUGCUGGGUGACCUUGGGCCAGUCACACUUAUCUGAAGUCUCUCAGCCCCACUCACCUCACAGAGUGUUUGUUGUGGGGAAGGAAGGGAAAGGAGAAUGUUAGCCGCUUUGAGACUCCUUAAAGGGAGUGAAAGGCGGGAUAUCAAAUCCAAACUCUUCUUCUUCUUCUUCUUCUUCUUCUUCUUCUUCUUCUUCUUCUAAUGGUCAGGGGUCUCUGUACCUUUACCUUUAACUGGCAAAUCUACCACUGUCUUCCCUUCUGCAAACAUUCCUAGCACCAUUUAGGGCUGGUUUAGAAUGUAACCAGAUUCCUCCACACGACGACUGCCAUAAAGAGUUUGGGUGAUCUGUACAUGCAUCAAGCAACCUCUUGCCCAGUGAGAAGCCAUGUUCGAUGGAGCCUUCCUCCAUGGUGUCCGUCGUGGUGGAGUAGCUUAGAAAUCAGCCUCUGGGUUAAACUCCAAGUAAUAAGAAUAUGAAAACAUGAAAAGGGUCUCUGCAUCAGGCCAAUGGCUCAUUGGGUCUCACGUCCUGUUCUCACAAUGCCUGUGAGAUGCCCACAAGCAUCUGGGCACAUCAGCACACUAGUGAUGCCCAGUGGCUGAUUUUCAGAUUCAUGGUGUGUCCCAACUGUGGAGGCACAAUGUAGCCAAAUGUUGACCAGCCACCCAAAAACCCAACCUUUUCUGCUCGCGUCAAAGUAUUUUAAUAAUAAUUUUUUUACUUGUUUUCACAUUUUUAUACAUAUUAUCUUUCACAUACAGUGGUACCUCGGGUUGCAGACGCUUCAGGUUACAUAUGCUUCAGGUUACAGACUCCGCUAACCCAGAAAUAUUACCUCGGGUUAAGAACUUUGCUUCAGGAUGAGAACAGAAAUCGUGCUCCGGCGGCGCGGCGGCAGCAGGAGGCCCCAUUAGCUAAAGUGGUGCUUCAGGUUAAGAACACAUUCAGGUUAAGAACAGACCUCCAGAACGAAUUAAGUUCUUAACCCGAGGUACCACUGUAUAUCCAAUUACAAGGUUCCCUGAACCUUCCGACUUCCUCCCCUCCCUCCCAUGGGUUCUUAAAUUAAAAAUUAUUAUUUUUGCAUAUUAUAAUUUUUCCAGCUACUAUGUAUCCCUGUUUUAUCAUAGUCAAUUUCACAUUACAAAUGUCAUUACAACGCUACCAGUGUUUUUAACUGCUUACAGUGGUUUUUCAAGUAAACCAUGAAUUUACUCCAGUCUCUAGCAAAUACUUGAUCUUCUUGGUUUCUGAUCUUCCCUGUCAGUUUCACCAUUUCUGCAUAAUCCAUCAAUUUUGUCUGUCAUUCUUCCUUUUUUGGUAAUGCUGCUUCAUUCCGUUUUGGGGCUAGUAGCGUUCUUGCUGCCGUCAUUGCAUACAUAAAAAGUCUUUUGUCUUCUCUUGUUCCUUCUUUCCCUAUUAAACCUAAAAGAAAGACUUCUGGUUUUUUAACAAAUGUAUUUUUAAACAUUUUCUUUAGUUCAUUAUAAAUCAUUCCCCAGAAGCUUUUUACCUUACAACAUGACCACCACAUAUGAAAAAAGUACCUUCUUUCUCUUUACAUUUCCAACACAUAUUUUAUUUAGUUUUAUACAUUUUUGCAAUCUUACUUGGUGUUAGAUGCCAACGGUACAUCGUUUUCAUGUAAUUUUCUUUCAACGCACAGCAUGUUGUAAAUUUUAUUUCUUCUCUCCACAACUUUCCCCAAGAUGAAAGUUGGAUGUUAUACCCCAAAUCACUAGCCCAAUGUAUCAUCACUGCCUUAACUUCUUCAUCCUUUGUAUGUCAUCCAACAUGCAUCAGAGUAUUUUAAGCAAGGUGGAGGAAUGAUUCUACGAACAAGGUCUAUAAAACUUGGUUUCGUCCUUGGCGCUUUGGCCAGCCACCCAGUCCCUGAAGGGUUUUCCCCAAUUUCUCAGACUUGGGAAAGUUUUUCAAAAUGGAAGAAACCUCUCUAAAAACCUGACACGUCGAUCUCAUUCCUCCACCAUUAGGAACUCAAUACCUCCCUUGGAUUAAUGGCAACAAGUGAAUAUAAUGUAGAGCACUGGUUUAAAUUUUUUGAGAACAAACUUUUGAUUUACUAAGGAAGGCUUUGCUCCCAUCAUGGAGUCCUGCAGUGCAGAGUUGUGCUUAAGACCUUUUCAAAGACUGUGCUAUUUUUGUGUGUCAAAGAACCAGCACAUACUUCAGCCUUAUUAGGUGAUCAUCCUGUGGGCAAGAGUUUUGGUAGAAGUUGAAUUCCGAAUUACUGUGCUGUAGCCUGCAAGGGAUUUUAGUGGUUCCCUACUGGAUGGAUAUUUCAAAGUAUGUGUGGUGCCUUACAGGUGGGAAAAACCAGUUAUGUUGGGGAAAAGAAAAGAGAGUUUGCUACAUAAUGCAUUAAUAAAUGGAGUGUGUGUUUAUUUUUAUACUAGAUUUUUUUUCUAUGUGUCUCAUAGAUCUGAUACAUAUAUUAUUUUCUCAAGCUUGGAAUAGAAGGAAAUAGUCCUGUAUUUACCUUUUACACAACACAUCGUUUGUGAGAAGGAGUGGUCGAUACAACCAAAUUUUAAUGCAUUGAAAUUGCAACAAUUUGGAAUUAUUUGGGUAUUGGAAACCGUGGCUUGAAGUAGGUUCCUAGUUGUGGUUUGUGGGAAACUGUGGUUUGCACAAACCAUAAACUGCACAGUUGUGGCAAACUAUAUCCUGUGAAAACUCAAAAGUGAGGGGUGGGAUGGGAUAGGAGCUGGAGGAAUGGGUGUACCAGCAAGGAGCCCCUUCACCUAAAAAGCAACGUUAAACCUUGACAUAUUCUAAAGAUGGAAUUGCUUUCUUAAAAAAGCAAACAAAACCCCCAAUGCAGUAUGUUUUUUCUUUUCCUUUGGUGCAUGAUGUAUGGUUAAGAAAAACCAUGCUGAAUCAGGCCAACAGUCCAUCUAGUUCAGCAUCCCUUUCUCACAGGGACCAGAUGCCCAUGGGAUACCGGGCAAGUAGGACCCGAGUGCAACAGCACUCUCCCUACCUGUGAUUCCCAGUAAGUGUUAUUCAAAGCCCUUUGUGGCUUAGGGCCCUCGUAUUUACAGGACCGCCUCUCCUGGUAUCCUUAAGGUCCAUGAAUAACCAUAGUUUAGAGGUCCCAGGCCCUAAGGAAGUCAGACUAUCCUCCACCAGGGCCAGGGCCAGGGCCUUUUCAGUGAUGGCUCCGACCUGGUGGAAUGCUCUGUCCCAUGAGACUAGGGCCCUGCAGGAUUUAAUCUCCUUCCGUCGGGCCUGUAAGACAGAGCUAUUCUGCCUGGCCUUUAAUUUGAAUUCAGCCUAAUCUUUUAUUUCCCUGCUGUUCCCCUCCCUCCCCUUUUAUGAAAAUUACCCGCUCUGAGACCCCACAGCUAAUUCUCCCCUGGCCUCCUCGCUGGCCCAAGUAGGACCAAUUCAGCCAGCUAGCCCUGGUGACUAUCUAAUGCUUAUUAGAUGGAUUUCCCCCGAACUGAUUUCUGAACUUUGAAUUUUAUUGUUAUUCAUGUUUUUAUACUGCUUUUACAAUUAAGUGUUUUAAAUUUGUUGUUAGCCGCCCUGAGCCCGGUUUUUGAACCGGGAAGGGCAGGGUAUAAAUAAAAAUUUAUUAUUAUUAUUAUAAAGGUGUACAGUCCCUGACAGUGAAGACAGAGCACAACCACCCUGGUUCAUAGCCACCGAUAGCCUUCCUAUUCAGGAAUUUGCCUAAUCAUUUAUUUAUUUUUUUAAGCCACCCAAGUUGGUGACUUAUCACUGCAUCUUGUGGGAGUGAGAUCAUCUUACGGCUCAGCCUAGCAGCACUGCCCUAUUUUGCAAAUCCGUUUCAUAAAGGGGCAUUGCAACUUGAGUGCAACGUUCCUCCUUUACUAAUAUCUGAAGCUUGGGUAGCAUUUUUGCAGACCUGUCUUCUUCUGCAGAAGCUAUUUCUCUCCCUGAUAUGCAGGGAGUUCCAUCUGUAAGAAGCAGGCGUGGGAGCUUCGGAUCCAUGCUCUCGGACUUCACGUGUCUCUCCUCUUCCUCUCAUCGCUCCCUGGGAGGUAUUUGCAAUGGAAGGACUUUGUGAGCUAUCCCUGUGGCAGCCGGCAGCCUUGACCAGCCUGCCACACCUCUGUGGUCUGGAUUUGAAGCCAGCCCUGGAGGCGAAAAGAAAACACUUUCAUUAGUCGAGCUCAGGAAACUGAUGGGUGGAGUAGUUUCACUCUUAAUUAGCCCAGACUUUUGAAGGAAAGAAGGGAGGAGAAAGCCUUGUCCUUUUUCCUCACUUAGUUUCCCCACUCGCUUCCAGUUGGCAGUGAAGGCCUGGUCCAUUAGGCCAUAUGGGGCGCUGCUCCAUCAACCUUAGCCUGCCCCCAGCCAGCCAAUUGGGUCAACCUUAUUUUCUUUUUGUCAGGAGUGAGCCUGCAGUAAAUCACACUGUGUAUGUUGGGGUUAACUCUUAUUAGCAAGAACACAAUCUGCACAGAGGAAUGUCUGGCCCAAGGAGCACAGUAUCUCAUCCCUGGUAGGACUUGCCCCGUGAAUCGGUUGCCGAGACUGAAAGUCCCUACAAAUCCUCCUUUCCAGGGUCCUUCCCAAGCAAUCAGAGACUGUGCCUUUGUGUCACCAGUCUCUCUGCUCUUUUCAUGCCUUUUCUGUUUCUGGGAGACAAGGGGAAGGGAGCUUGUUGUAGCAGGAGAGGGACCAUGCCUCUUCAGCAUCCUGACUCAUCUUUGCCUCUUGGCUUCCUUCUGAUUCUGGACUUGCCUCUGCCACAGACUCUGCCCCUGCUCCCCUCUCACUAAGCCCUGUUACCUCUUUAGUUUCUGACACCUCCUCCUCCUCCUAGCCUUCUCCCCCUGACCACUAAGGCAGUUGGAUGGCACCUCCUUCUGGCAACUCCUGCAGCCAAACUGGUGCAAAACAUAUUGCUCUGCUUUCCUUGGACCACACCAGCAAGGUUUGUCAUCUGUGCAGCCCAGGCCCUCUCUAUACACUGCCCAGGCUUGCACCCCAGGGAGGUCACUUUGGUGCUGCUAACACAGUGGUUUGACUUCACCUCUGGAAGUUCACUCCAUUGUCUCCUGAGACAGACAAAUGCCAGUACAUUGUUCUACAAUGCUUUACUGAUGCGACUUCAUUAUUACUAUCCAGAAGGGCUGCAGCAGAACAAAAAUGGGACCAAAAAUAACCAGGAAUAUAUAUAUUUUUUGCGUGAAAAGUUACGGGAUUUCAGGAUAUGCACUAACUGGAAAUGAAGCAGUGUGACUGCCCAGAAAUCUUUGCAGGUGCAAAUAGCAUCGACAGCUGGAUCAUUUAUAACCUCCCCAUCAUGGAACACAAAUAGUCACAAAUGCAGAAUAAAAAGAAUGGCUAGAUGCCCCUGUCGUGUUGCAGAAUACACCAGUCUGGAAGGACACUAAUUCUUCACUUUCAGAAAUAUUUAUCACCGGUUUCGGAUGUUUAUUCAGAGGAAUAUUAAUUUAUCCGUCACCAGAGGUGCAGGCUGCUUGAGACUGGUCCCCAAGCUAGCUUCUCCCAUCCUGUCCAUUUACAGUGCCAGCCCUGCUCAGGCAGCGACAGAACUGUCUCGUGUGCCUUUGGACCGUUCCCUGCGAUGUGCAAUCUCUCUUUCUUGUUCAGCUCAGCAGAAGUACCUAAUUGAUACAAUUGAGCAGAUAUCGAAGGCGUAUUGCAAAUUGUAGGUAUCAGGAGCAAAUUGCUGGUUCGUGCCUGAAGACGGAAAUUCAACAGGAAAAAAAGAAAGACAGACGCAAAAUAAAAAUGGAUGGGCUGGAACUUGAUGGAUUCACCGUCCUCUGCAAGAAUUUAUUGUGUGCGGUAACAAAAGAAGGGACCACCUGUUUUAUAGAAUCUUUUGAUAUAGCAAGAAAUUUGGGGGAAGGAGCAUCGUCCUAGAACAAGGUGUGAUACAGUAUUGUAUUGCUUUAGAACUGAGAGCUAUAAAUUAAGGGUUUUUUAAGUGGCCACUGUGGCUGUGUUGCACCUCCACUGUCAUAGGCAGUUUGCUUCUGAAUUCCAGUUGUUGAGAACAGGGAAUGUUGCAAGGAAUGUGGUGGUAUGGACUGUUCCUGUUCAUUGCUUUUGUUCAGUGCUCCAGCCACACCCCUUUCCAGGAUACUCCAUCCGGAACCCCACCACCAGAUGCUCCAGGUCACAGCUUGGGUAAAUUAAAUUGGAAUAAUCACUUACAGUUUCUGGAGUUUGAAGGUUUUAUUCAUGCAGGAACUAUUUACAAGAUGAGCGGAGGUGAGAGAGAGAAAGCAGUAGACAACUUACCUGGUGUGAGCAGCUUAGCUUUUAGAGGUGGAGCUACACAGUGCUUUUGUGGGGUUUAAAGUAACAUGUGCAUUAACUACAAACUCAAGAAAAGGAAAUGUGUUUGCUUUUCUCCAACAACUAAACAUGCUCAGUCCUCAUUAGGUGAGCUGCCAGUUAAAGGGGGAAGAGGCUCUUAAUUUAGAUUUAUUAGUAUUAUUAUUAUUAGUAGUAGUAGUAGUAGUCUUUCUACAAACUGGAUUUUCUUCAAACUGAUAUAUAUCACUUGUGUACAGAUGGUAUCAGUUGGGCUACAUAGGAAUCAGCCCUUAACCCUGGACAUUGCUAAUAGAAGGGUCUCUCCAUAAAGUAUUACAUUUCCUAAAAAUCCAUUUGCAGCCAUGGAUGUUCAGUGAUAUGCCCAAGCAAGAUUAUAGCUGACUGGAUCAUUUAGUGAUCCUGAAACAGCUCCAUUCUGGUUUGAAGCAUUCCUUUUGAAAGAAGUUUGUAAUUCUUUUCCCAUGAUGUCAUCACUGUAACCUUUUCCGAAUUGCUUCCAGCGAGGCUAGUGGGCUGUUCUGACUAAUACUGUCCAUGCCACUCUUCAGAGUAUGAGAAGAUCAGACCACACUUCUUCAUUUGUUUCUUAGGCAGAAAUUGAGAUUUGGAAAGCAUUUUGAAAUGAUAUUUUUUAAAACCCUGUGGCAGUCUUACCCUACAAAUACCCAGAAGAGACUUGCCUCCUUCUCACCAUAGCCUUAAUUAUAUUGUACUUUUGUGUGGAUUUUAGCACAGGUUGUACAAUGACAAUAAAGGUAUUAUUAUUAUUAUUAUUAUUAUUAUUAUUAUUAUUGGCUUCCAGACCCUUGGUCAUCUUGGUUGCCCUCCUUGGCACACGUUCCAGCUUGUCAAAAUCCUUCUUAAAUUGUUUUGCCCAGAAUUGGACACAGUACUCCAGCUGUGGUUUGACCAAGGCAGAAUAGAGUAGUACUAUUACUUCCCUUGAUAUGGACACUAGACUUCUAUUGAUGCAGAGUUUGCAUUCCUUAGGGUUGCCAUAUUUAAAAAAGUAAAGUUCUUGACACCUGCAAAGUUGCUGAGCUUUCUUUAGGAGACCACCAAAAUUGUUGCGCUCCCCCCAAAAUAGUGCUUUUGGAGCUGUUUCCGCUGCUUUUUCCAUCAUGUUGCCAUGACAUCCAGACAUAUUGGGAAUUUUCCUGACGCAUGGCAAGCCUAGCAUUCUUUGCAAAGGAGCCCAGGGUGGCAAACAUAAAAACGUUAUUACAGAACAAUAAUUUUUUUUAAAGUAUCUAAAAAGAUUUCUAACACUUUAGAACAUCUUAAAAAAAAAUGUUUAAAAGCAACCACAUGCCCUCACAGUUAUUCAUUUCCCGGGCUGAUGUGGCCAGUAUCUAUCAAAAUACCUGAGUAAACAGAAUUUUGAAAAAAUAGAAUUCUCCUGAAAGUCAAUAACAAGGGAGACAGAAACACCUCACGAGGGAUGGUGUUCCACAAAUGGCCUGUGAGCACUCCAGUUGGAGAACAGCCUCUUACCAAAGGUGUCAUGGGCUUUGAAGACACUCGAACUCAGAACGCAAGGGAGUAGAAACGUGCUAAGAGGAGGGCACGCUUGGCAAACCCUCACCGGGAUCAACUCCCACCCGGGAACCAAUGUCCCCACUGUGGAAGGAUGUGUGGAUUCAGAAUCGGCCUCCACAGUCAUUUACGGACUCAUUGUUAAAACCGUGUUUAUGGAAGACAAUCUUACUCGACUACAAGUGAUUGCCAAUGAAGGAAGAAUUUCCACAAAUUGAAAACAACCUCCUGGAAGGCCCAUAUUGGGUUAAUGCCAAUGGAACAUCAGUCUUGGGUUUACUUGCAUCUUUUCAAGUGUGCAGGGGAGUAAAGGGAGAAAAAUGUACAUCACAUCAGUGUCAGAAGUGCUAGAAUCUUGUGUGUUUCCAGGAUGUUGAAUACACACCCAUCCCUGCUUGCAAUAUAGGGUUACUGAUUGGCGAUGAGGUCGUUAUGCACUGACUCAAACACAUUUUUAACUUCCUAGACAGUGUUAAAACAGCAUUGUUUUCCCCUCCCCUAAAUCAGUAUUCUUUGCCUUGGCUCCCUGUUAGAGAUGCCAGCUGUGCUUCCACUACCAGCCCUCUUUUACAAUGGCAGGUGACGCCUGAACAUGUUUGAUUCCCUUGUCAAAAUUUGCGAACAAGAUGAACAACACCCAGAUAAUUCACUUCUUUUUCACGGUUGAAGCUGCAUGUGAACGAUUUUUAUUGCAGCGCUGGGAGCCUCAGGGGCCUAGUUUUGCGUUUCCCAGUGGUGGUGGCAGCAGGCUGCGCUAUUAACAUAUUUCCUACGAGUAGAUCCACCCCAAGGAAACAUUUCCUGUCAUUUUUCAUCAGCUAUGUUAGAUCCCAACCCAGACACCCCCUGGGAGAAGCAAGCAGGAAUGCUUUGAAAUUAACCCGGACAGCCAGCAAGUCCAUUAACAAUCAGGAUCUGGUUUGACUUCCUAAUUACAGCCAAUGUUUAUCCUCUGACCUGGGUUUUCAACGCGCAGGAUGCAAGCUCCAGGUCUACAUGUGCCAAAUCUUUCUGUGCCCUGAAGUUUUCCUCCUUUAGCUUUAUAGCACAGGGACAUAGCACAGGGAACUUUCGAGCAAGUCCCGCGUUUAAUCCCUGGGAUCUCCAGCUAGGGCUGCCUGAAAUCUUAGAGAGCCUCUGCCAGUCAGUGUAGACAGUACUGAGCUCAAUGCACUAAUGGUCUGACUCAGAAGAAGUCAGCUCCCAAUGUAUACUGUAUAAGACAGCUUUGUACAUCAGGGAAUGGUUGGCAUCCAUCUGUUUCAGGAGACAGUGGAGAAGAGCGCCUUUGGAGGUGAAGUCAAACCACUGGAGAGUUUCAGCACCUGCUGUGGCUGUAGAGACUGAGGUGGGAGAGACAUGUUUUGUUGCAGCUGGGGAAGAUGAAGGCAUGUGGGCACUGUGGUUGUCUGCAAGGGAUUCCCACACUGCAGGGUUGAUGUUGCCAGUCUUCAUGUCUGCAAGGGGUGGCAAACCUGUGGCCUUGCAGCUAUUACAGGACCACAACUCCCAUCAUCUUUAGCCAUUGGCCAUACUGGUGGAUGGAAGCUGGAGCUCCAACAGCAUCUGGAGGGCAUAAAGUCAGCCACCACUGGUGUAUAUAGCUUUACAUGUAAAGACUUAGAUUUAUACAAUCGUAGAAUUGUUGAGUUUGAAGGGACCCAAGGGUCAUCUAGUCCAACCCCUGCAAUUCAGGAAUCUCAACGAAAGCAUCUGUGACUACUCAACCUCUGCUUAAAAUCCUCCAAAGAAGGAGAGUCUCCCAAGGGGGCCCGUUCCAAUGUUGAACAGCUCUUACUGUCAGAAAGUUCUUCCUUAUGUUUAGUUGAAAUCUCCUUCCUUGUAAUUUGAAGCCACUGGUUCGAGUCAGGAGCAGGAGAAAACAAGCUUGCUCCCUCUUCCUAGGACCCUCAUACCUAUGGGGCCGCCUCUCCUGGUAUGUCCCACGGAGGACCUUACAGUCUUCAAACAAAAACAUCUUGGAGGUCCCGGGCCACAGGGAGGUUAGGCUGGCCUCAACCAGAGCCAGGGCUUUUUUGGCUGUGGCCCCAAUCUGGUGGAACGCUCUGUCACAAGAGACUAGGGCCCUGCGGGACUUGACAUCUUUCUGCAGGGCCUGCAAGACAGAGCUGUUCCACCAGGCCUUUGGCCAAGGCACAGUUUGACCCCCUCCUUUGGUAAUCCUCACAGAACUCUAGCCCAAUGGUUGCCAUUAAUUUGAUUUCGAACUGAUUUUAAAAUGAAUUGAUUUUAGAAUGCUGUGUCAAUUUUAUUGUUGUAAGCCGCUCUGAGCCCGGCUUCGGCUGGGGAGGGUGGGAUAUAAAUAAAAUAUUAUUAUUAUUAUUAUUAUUAUUAUUAUUAUUAUUAUUCCAUGCGACAGCCCUUGAGAUGAGCCCUGACUGGGACAGGGUUGGUCCAAUAUGCUUUGCUGCCUGAGGCAAAGGAAAAGAAGGCAGCCAGCCGCCCUCUAGCCCAUGUGCAGAAGCUGAGCAGAUUGGCGGUGGCAUCUUCCUUGAACCCUGGCCAAUGAGAGGUUUCCUUUACCACACCUGAGGGCAGCAGGCUAGCUUAUAGGGCGGGAGGACAAGGACAAGGCAGGUUGCAUGCCACACACACAGCAGCAACAAUUUAAGGGCAUCUGCUGCCUGAGGUGGCUUCCUCUCGCUGCCCAGUGUUGCAAAAAGAGUAAGUGCCAGUAAGGGAUUAUUUGUCCUGUAACCUGACAACGGUAUGGAACGAAAGCUGAAUGACUAGGGCAUUGUGGGUUGUUGUGGUCUGUUUCCCAGGUGGCAAGACAAACUGUUCAGUGUUGGGAUGAAAAUGGAAAAUCCUGUGUGUGUGUGUGUGUGUGUGGAGGAGGGCGAAAGGGAGCAGUGUAAUGAAUAAAGAUGUCGGAAAAUAUUAACAUUUCGAACAGAGGAGGAGUUCAUUUAUAGAGCGCUUCCAUGCCUGAGUCAUGCAGCAGACAUGCCAGAUAUACGGAGAAGAAAAUGAACGAUGUUUCGUUUCCCCCUGGUGAAAUAUAAAAAGGCAAUCAAACGCGUUGUUUUCCAGAUUGCAUGGGGUGCGGGUGGGAAAGAGGGUUAAGUGAAGCAGAGACUAGAAGUGGCCCCUUUAGGGUGGUAGGGGAAAGAUGUAAAAUCUCAUCUAAGUUAAGGAAAUGAGCCCAACUUGAAAGACCUGCACUGAUUACCUAGCUAGCCCAAUUGAAUAACUCAGGUUUGCUGAGGUCUGCAAUAGACUAUGGUCAGUAGUCGCAUCUCAUGUCCUCUGUCUUGUUGUUAACUCUAAAAGCAGCACAACCCUGUUGUGGGGGAAUGCUCUGGUUCUGAUCUGAGCUCUGUCUCUUGGGGAGGGUGUGUUUAACCUUUCCCUCCCAUUCCAUCGCCCCAAUCUUUCUCACGCAUAUCCCCAAUGUUUCUAUCAGCCCUGCGCCGAUAAGAAUGCAAGCACAAUAUAAGCCAGAGAAACCAAUAUGAUGUCUGUUCCCUAUUUUAAAUGUUCCAGUCCUCUUGAUGGGGCCAGACUAGCAGCAGGCCAUGGGGUGAGGUCUGAUGGUUGCGGAGUGGGGCCACAGCGGAUCCUGAUUUCAAAUCCUCCUGUAACCCUCAAGACUGCUUUAUUUGCAGAUGUUUGGCCAACGCUUUCCAGGAUGCAGAUGCCUCGUGUUUGCGGACCUGUGAACUGCUGCCUAACAAUGCUUUUCAUGAUGUGCUGCUCACAGUUAGUAGCCCAUCCCUUUUGCAUGCCAAUUUUAUUUUUAAUCGUCUUUUCCCGCUUGGUAUGUGGGAACAUUUUUGUGAUGAUCAACACGUUGUACUGCUUUUGUAUGCCCCUCUCCUGACGCGCCUUCCCCACCCUUUCCAACUGUGGUUUUCGUUUGUUUGUUCAAUGGCCUCACCACUCCUUCUAAAAGACUGUGUGUGUGUGUUAUUUUGUACCAGAGCUUCUUUUCUUUAGGCCAAUUUAUGGAGCACAAGAAUCAAAUAACUGUAGGGUUGGAAAGGGACCAUGAGGGUCAUCUAGUCCAACCCCCUGCAAUACAGGAAUCUUUUGUCCAGUGUGGGAUUCAAACCCACAACCCUGAGAUAAAGAAUCUCAUGCUCUUCCAACUGAGCUAUCCCUGAGCAGUCUCUGCAGAAGUAAGAAAAGCUUUUGCUAGUCAUUAAGGAUGGUCCACACGCUUUUGGAUCAGACUGAGAGCUAGUCUUCUUCAGCUUCCUCUUCCCCCACAGUGCCGAAGCAGAGGCUUAUGGGAGGCAGGGCUUAGGCCACUAGCCCUCUUCCACUAUUGCUCCCCGAAGAUUAGCUGCCCGUUGUUUCCUGGCCCAAUUAAAGGGGCUCACGUUUCAUGUCCUGAACAACUCAGGUCCCUAAUACCUGAAAAGCCACUUCCUGCAAGACCCCCUUGGGUGUUAAGAUCAGCAGAGAGGACCCUAUUGGCUUUUCCACUGCCCUCAGAAGUUAGGGUGGCAGUGGCCCAGAAAAGGGCAUUCUCUGUGGUGGCCUCUAUGUUGUGAAACUCCCUCGCCACAGAGAAAUAAUAGUAUUCAGAGAAAUAGUAUUCGGAGAGGUACAAACUCUGAUCCUGGAGACAGUAUAUAACCAUGGUGGGUAGCAGCUGUGGAAAGCUCGAAUUUUUUGUAUCUCCUUUUAUAGCAGUCUAAGGUGACAGCCAUCAUCACAUCUUGUGGUAGCAAAUUGCACAUUUUAACUAUGCACCACGUGAAACGGUCCUUAUUUUGGGCCACCCUGAUUCUCCCACAAUUCAAAUUCAUUGGCUUGUCAACAAAGUCAAUUAAAUAAUGCAGAGCACAGAGGGGAAAGUCCUGAUAACACUGGGAAGAAUUCAAUGUUGUGAUCAGCACCAGCAUUUCGGCUUUUUUCAUGGAACCACCUCCCCUCUCUUCCCCACUCAUGCUGUUUAUUUAGAGGCUUCUCCUGAAACCCACCCCCCAGCCAGUCUAGAGGAGGCAAUUGGGGGGGGGGGAUAAAGAGGGGCAAAAGCCCCAUUGUGCUAGAGCUCGUUAUUUGAAUCCGGUGCACUUUACAGAGCAAACUGAAUAAAAAACCCAUGCAUAAUUUGAGAAGAAAGGAGCAGAGAGUUUUUGUCUUUCGCAUGGGUCAGGCCUUCUACAUAGGAGGGGGACAGCCAACCAAACGUACAGAGGAAAACUCCCUCAGAACUGCAUAGCCAGUCAGAGCACGAGUUACCUCAGUAAAGAUCAUGACACUCUGCCUGAUUGCUGAGCAACACCUCCACCACCCUGGUUUAACUGACUUAACUGAUAACAGAGAUAACCCUUAAUUCAGAAACCGAAUGAUCCUUGCCGUUCUAUAUCUGCAAAUAUUGAGGAUUUUUCCAGAACAGAGUUACCUUUCAGCCCUUAAUAUUUUGUAUGCUGUAGGAGAAGAUGCCAUUAGCUGCUUUCUGCUCUCUCUCUCUCUCUCUCUCUCUCUUCCUUUCCUUUCCUUUGAGCCUCCUUUAUCAAACAGAAGUCUCGGUUUACAGAAUGAAUCAAGCAGCGGGGUCCUUAGCAAAUGGCCUGCUUUGGAGUGUGGCCAUUUUGUGGUCCAAGUGAACACAAAAGGGUUCACCGCUCCCAUGUGUGAUUAAGAUCAGGCUUUGGUACCAUAUGUUUCGCCUAUGUGCAGAGGCCUGGUUAAAUGGAGAGAAAAGCCAGUUGUCGUUUCUGAGGCGCCAAAUGAACAACGUGCUUUAAUUUAUGUCCGAGACACAGGCAAAAGGCCUAUAGAAAGGUCAUUAUCCCUCCAUUUCUUUGGUGGCUUAACUGGAAACGAAGAGUCUUGAGGAAGAAGAAGAAAGGGAGUCCUCAAUAAGAACGUCACUGAAAGAAUCGCAUUGUAUAUUUUAAAAAAGGGAAUUGUUUCCCGCAACUAACUUUUCAUGUAAUUUGGCAGGCAUCGGGAGAAACACAGAAGGAUCUCUCUUUGUCGCUGAGACCGACCUGGAAUACAUUUGCCUGUUCUCUUUAAACAGGCAGGAGGACACUGGGCCUUUUGUCAGCCUUCGAAAAAGCCAAAAGUGAAGAUUUGGGGCAGGUUGAGGGAGGAGGCGCAAUAAUCAGUGGAUGCCCCCAUCUCUAAGGAGAUGUUUUCACAUGGGCUGAGGAAAGCCGCCCUGUAGUCUUGUUAGUUAAGCCUCGGAAAUAUAAAGCUCACCAGCUGAGGCGAUUUGAGAUAGCUCAAUUCGUAAGAAAAGGCCCACUGGAUCAGGCCAAAGGCCCAAUGCAGAUGGUUUUUAAAGUGGAAUAAACAAAUUAACUGAGGUUAUACAAUCCAAAUCUUUUUUACAGUCAUAGUCCAGCAGGCAUAGACCCCUCUGUGGAGGUUAUCAGAGACUGACUUUGAGCGAGCAGAGAUGGCUUUAAGGGGGGAAGUGGUCCAGAUACCCUUUCAUGAACAUAUGGGAAAAUACUAUAUGGGAUGCCACAAUGUCCGAUCAUCUCACCAGGAACAGGAGGGCAAUUGACGGCAUAACGAAUAAAGACACCUUCCAACUUUCUCUUAGUCUGUCAGACUAAGAGAAAAAGACAACAGCGACUUUGAAAAAAAAUGGGAAUGUUAUGUACUGAGUUGAAUAGGAUCCAAAAUGCAGCAGUCUGAUUGGUCCUAGAACAAUAGGAUUCAGAAUGCAGCAGUCUGAUUGGUCCUAGAACAAUGCAGCAGUAUGAUUGGUCCGCAGUAGCCAUCCAAUCCAGCUCUAGAUGGAAGUGAAUCCACAACCUGAUUGGCCUGCAGGAGAAUUCCGGAAUUAGCCAAUCACGUGCAGCCCACUGUGUAAAUAAUGUAUAUAAAGCAGAUACUUUGGGGGAACUUCCAUUCCUCCUCACCACUAUGAGCUGAAUAAAGAGCAUGCAAUCCACUCUCAACUCUUGAGUAUAUUUCAAUUAUACUUGCAGAUACAAACAAGGUUGAUAGACUUGAUGGCAGGAUUUAAAUAAACAUUCACACUAUUAGUAUUAGAAAAUGUUUAGAAGCUAGAGAAAUAUUAUGGUGCAUUUACUUUUAUUUUUAUGUUUGAUGUUAUGUUGUUAAUGUUAAGUUUGAUGUUAUGUUGUUAAUAACUUUUUCUGUUAGGAGGUAGAAAAGUCGUUGAAAAGAAAAACAAACCAGAAGUGGAUGUUGGGGGAAGCCUAGGAGGGGAGGGAGGAAGGAAUACAUAGUAAAUGUUAAGACUUUGAGAUGUAUGUAAUGAAUGAAAAAGAAAAAUGAGUAAAAAACAUUUUUAACAAAAUAUACCUUCCAACUUUAACUAUGUGAAUGAACAAAAUCAAGACCAGUAUACAACAACCGCUCAAUAUUUGCAGAGGGGAGGUUAUGUUAGGUAAUAUGGUUGAACAUUGAACAUAUGUCUAGAGUCAAUGGAUAGAACAAACACCAUUAGAUGUACUGCUCGAUAAGUGUUUAAUGGUUCUUGUAUUUGUUCAAAAAUCAAUAAAAAUCUGUUUCGAAAGAAAAGGUUAUCGGCAGCUACUAGUCUACUUCCAACACGCCUUGAACUAGCCCCACAGAGCAUCUGCAUUGCUUUAUUCUCCAUGAGUUCAUCCAAGCCCCUCCAUAAAGCCAAUUUUGCUGUGCGCUGUGUAAAGCAGUGCCCCUUUCUGCUGUCCCAAAAAAUUCAGCUUUGUUGAUGGGCCCUGGGUUCUAGUCUUUGGGAAGGGCCAUAACUCAGUGGUCAGUGUUUUGCAUGCAGGAGGUUUGAGGUUCAAUCCCUGACACCCCUAAAACCCCGGAGGGCAGCUGCCAGUCAGUGUAGACAAUACUGAGGUAGAUGGGUCAGUGGGCCUGGCUUGGUAGAAAACUGCUUCCUUUAUUAUGCGAGAGGAAGAUAAAUGUCUCUCUAGCUUCUUCUUUUGCGGCUUCUAACAUCAACCAGAGUGAAUAGCUAAUCAUGAACCACGUGGUUGAUUUUUAAUAGGUUUAGGACCAUUUCCCCUCCUUCCUUCACGCAGUUGGCAUCACCCAUAGUUGGUUGAGGCACAUUAUCUGGACUCUUGCCGAGUUAUCUGUUUGGAGCGCAAGGUCAAAAGGGAGCAAAGUUCACCUCUCAGGCUUGGCUCCACUCCUCUUCUGACACACAGAACAUUUCGUGUCAGCAUUUGCGGAAUUUAAAAUGCUUCGCCAGGAAAUCGCCACAGGAAAACCCACUCCUUUUGGCCACCUUGCCAUUUAUGAUAUUUCCCUUCGACCUCGGCAGUCGUCCUGGCUCCGGGGCCUCAGAUUGGUAGAUCGUAGACGUUAAAUAGGAUUUGCCUGCUGGGAAUGAAACAAUCUCCAGCCGAGGAAUCUCAAACAGCAGGGCCAGGAAAUAUUCUGCUUGAGGUGCGGGGGCUUUUGGUUGCUGAGUGGUUAGCAUAGGAACAUGCAAAGCUGCUUCCAACCAGGUCAAACCAUUAGCUCAUCAAGUUAAAUACCUUGGCUGGCAGCAGCUCUCCAUGGUUUCAGACUAGGGUCUCUCCCAGUCGGGCAGCCUUUGGGAAAUUAAUGAAAGACACUUGGACCUCGAUGGAGCAUCAUGCCUCCUUCCCUAAGUCGGGCAGAAGCUUCCUGCGCUUUGGGAAGGAGGUGCCAGGCUUUAAUACUUUAAUGUUCUAAUUUACAGGACGUGGGUGGCGCUGUGGGUUAAACCACAGAGCUUAGGGCUUGCCGAUCAGAAGGUUGGCAGUUCGAAUCCCCGCGACGGGGUUAGCUCCCGUUGCUCAUUCCCUGCUCCUGCCAACCUAGCAGUUCAAAAGCAGGUCAAAGUGCAAAUAGAUAAAUAGGUACUGCUCUGGCGGGAAGGUAAACGGCGUUUCCGUGGGCUGCUCUGGUUCGCCAGAAGUGGCUUAGUCAUGCUGGCCACAUGACCCGGAAGCUGUACGCUGGCUCCCUCGGCCAAUAAAGCAAGAUGAGCGCCGCAACCCCAGAGUCGUCCGUGACUGGACCUAAUGGUCAGAGUUCCCUUUACCUUUACUCUAUUUUACUGGAAACAUUUAGGGAUAGCCCAGUCCCUAGUCCACUGACCACAUGCCAUUGCUUUCUGCACUUGUGAUUCCCAGCCUAGGAGUCAUAUGGCCUCCAGUAGUGGAGGAAGCAUAUGGCACUAGCUCCCAUUGGCCUCUCGAGGUUUUUCUUUUUGGCUAAAUGCCUGAGGUAUGUGAUGCCUUGCAUGCUGCUUGUCCACCCAAAUCUAGCAAUGGCUGGGCCACUUGUGGCAUGUGAACUUCCACAGCUCUGCUGGCAGUUGCUGGGAGCUGCGUGGCAUCUGCCUCCAGUUAGAAAGUAAGGCACUGAAAUCCCCAUAGGAACAUAGGAAUCUGCCCUAUACAAAGUCGGAACAUUGGUCCGCCUUGUUGGCUGUUUUGCAGAUUAGUUGCGCUGCAGAAGGCGUGCUAGGGAGACCACACAUUUCAAGAAACGCAAAAGUAACUUUUGCUAGGUUUUAAUAACAAAAACAAAAACUCCUUUUACACUAAAUUACAAUAUAUCAAUAAACAUGACCCAUCCACCAGGGUACUGAGAGAGCUACAUGCUGCUCUUUAUAUACCAUACCCAACAGCUUAAUUACCACAACUUAACAGCACCUGCUAUACAGUGGUACCUCGGGUUAAGUACUUAAUUCGUUCCAGAGGUCCGUUCUUAACCUGAAACUGUUCUCAACCUGAAGCACCACUUUAGCUAAUGGGGCCUCCUGCUGCUGCUGCUGCGCCGCCGGAGCACGAUUUCUGUUCUCAUCCUGAAGCAAAGUACUUCACCCGAGGUAUUAUUUCUGGGUUAGCGGAGUCUGUAACCUGAGUCUGUAACCUGAACCUGAACCUGAGGUACCACUGUACUGCUUCACAGCUGUAAAACUAGGUCACGUUAUUUGCUCUGGCCUUUAAAGAAAUACACAUCUUGUGGAACAAUAAUGAACCUUCAAAUUUAAAGAGACCAUUCAACACGCCUAUCUCAAUAUUGUCUGCACUGACUGGCAGCCGCUCACCAGAGUUUCAAAUAGGGUUUCUUCAGGGAAGACACACAGGUUCUGAGUUUUUAAAAAAACCACAGUGUUGCAAAUCGUCUGCGAUGGUUGCCAUGGAACAUAAAUCAAAGCCAAUACUUGAAUAAAAAUAUUUUUCUCGGGUUCAGCCUGAUAGGUUACCACGUGCUGUUCAAGACACUUGAAUUGUUUGUUGUUAUGUGGAAGCCAUGAGUCACGCCACCUCCUGGAAACCUUUUCAAAUGGGUUCUUUAAAAAAAAAAGUGUAUGUUUCAUUUCUCAAUAUUCCAAUGCAAUAACUUAAAUGAAAACAAUAUUAUUUUUGGCACGCCCAUCCCGAUCUGUUUAGUCAUCUCUGUAGCACGUGCUGGCUCAGAGGAAGUUUGUGUGCAGCUGAAUCUGCCAGCAAAGCACUCUCCCGUCCUGUGGUUUCCAGCAACUGGUAUUCAGAAGCAUUGCUGCCUUUGACUGUGGAGGCAAAGCACAGCCAUCUUGGCUAGUAGCAAUUGAUCGCCUUCUCCUUCCUUGGGACUCUGUCCGGGUCCCAUGUCUUCUCCUCCUUUGCUGGCUGUGCUUUCUACCAUCUUGGAGUGAUUUUACCUAGCCAAAAUGUUCCCUUGAACUCUGAUAAGGCCUCGUGCUUGCCUGCGUGGAGGAUAGAGAGAGGUGUAUCAUACCCUCCAACACGUCUAAGGGAAAAACCAGGACGCUAUUUUUCCAAGACGACAUCUUCCCGCUUUUUCUCACAAGGGCAUGGCGGCCAUUUUGGGUGUUGUGAUCUCACACGAUGUGGUGCCGCGAUUCCCUCCCCCCCAAACAGCGGGGUUUUGGGGUAUGGCGCCCCAAAAUGCAUGUUUUGGAAUGCUACGUGAGAUCGCAGCCUCGAGAAAGCACUUUUGGAGUGGGGGAUGGGAAUCGUGGCACAAAAUUGCUUGAGAUCACGAUGCCCAAAAUGGCGGCUGUGCUCUCAUGGAAUAAACAGAGAAUGGCUCUCUCUAAUGUACAUAAAGGCAUCUUGGACAUAGCUGUCGACUUUUCCCUUUUCUUGUGAGGAAUCCUAUUUGGAAAAAGGGAAUUUCCCUUUAAAAAAGGGAAACGUUGGCAGCUAUGAUCUUGGAUGAUGCAGAGGCCUUUGGGACCUCUCUCUGCUCCAGCACCGGGAUGCAUGCCUGAGGGAGAUACUGGCCAUUUUUCUUCUUGGGAUUCCCUUCCAGCUGGCUGAAAUUCCUCCCUGAAAGAAAAAAUACCCCCAGAGAGGCUUCUGUGGUUUAUCACUGAGGCUUCUGGCCUAACCUGCCUCUUCAGCCCUGUGAGGAUUAUUUGGCCUGGGAAGCUGGACUCUCCCUGGCCAAGGUGUCGGAGAAGGGGGUGAUGCCAUGGUUGAGGGGUGUCCGGCCCUCAAGUGUUUGAGCAGGAAGAAUCCCAUCCUUUCCCUGAGCCUGAAGAAGCUCUCUCUCUCUCUCUCUCUUAUAAUAAUAUUAGUAGGUCCAGUGCUUUUUUUCUGGGGGGACGCAGGGGUUCGCAUACCCCUAAACAUUUUGUGAAUCUAAGUUUGGCCUCAUUGAGGGGCAGUAUUUCAAUACGAGUAGGAAAAUGAGAGUACCCCUAAACAUUCUUUUAAAGGAAAAAAAGCACUAAGCAGGUCAAAGAUGUUAAGCCCCUGCAAAGCUGAUUGACAAACUGAUUUAUAUUACUACUACUAGCCUUUAUUGGCAUAAGUUAAAACAGUAAAAUCAUACAAAGUCAUCCAAAUACAUUGAUAAUCCAUACAAUAUAUAAAAGACUACCGGUAAAUAGCCACCAUUGAAUAAAUCGGGCAACUUUAGAUUUAGCUUUAAAGAGCUUGGCUAAGUACAGUGGUACCUCGGGUUAAGUACUUAAUUCGUUCUGGAGGUCUGUUCUUAACCUGAAACUGUUCUUAACCUGAAGCACCACUUUAGCUAAUGGGGCCUCCUGCUGCCACCGUGCCACUGGAGCACAUUUUCUGUUUUCAUCCUGAAGCAAAGUUCUUAACCUGAGGUACUAUUUCUGGGUUAGCGGAGUUGGUAACCUGAAGUGUCUGUAACCUGAAGCGUCUGUAACCCGAGGUACCACUGUACCCCGAAACAAUCUUGGUAGUUUCAGGAGUAUCAUCCCUCAGCAAAUCUUGGAUUACAGACUCUUUGUAAAUCGAUAUUUUGAGCUGUAAGGGAGUCACUGGGAGAUCUCUGCGAUGGGUGACGGCAAUCCAAAAUUAUGUGAUGCAUUGUAUCUGGUGAUUUCUUAUUACAGGAACAGAAAAUCUGUUCUGGAAGGGAAUUUUUUGAAACCUUCCAAACAAUACAGAUGAGGGGAAUGCAUUUAGACAAGCUAGCAUAAAAGCUCUGUGGAGUAUCUAAAUUAUAAAAGUAAUUAGGCAUUACUCCAUGGUGGGGCUGCAAUUCUAAGCAGGCAGGUUAACAUACAAAAGUCUGGUAGUUUUUGGAUUUCAUGACCUAGCAGCCUCUGCUUGAUGAGAGAGAUGAUUUGUGACUCAUCGAAUAGAAGAAGGGAAUCUAUUGCAAUCCCUAUUUGCCUGAGUUUGAGGGUAAUAUCAGAAAACCAUGUAGAAUCAUGUGUAUCUCUCUACAACCUGAUUUAUAACCCUAGCAUGCUGUGAUAACAAAUUUAUUGCAUAGCACUCUGAAGCAUAGCAAGCUCUAUCGUGUUGUUUAUGAUUAAUUCCUCUUGUUUCUUGCGAAACAUUGGAUUUGUAGCAGAUGUUAGUUCUUCUCAAAAGCAGACCUAUUGAAUGGCAGCCUGCUAAGUUUUGCUUAGAGAAGACAUGUAGAAACUGAGCUUUUAUUUAUUGUAAACAAACAAAAACAGGAAUGGUUGACCACAUGAAGCAAAAUCCUUAAAAAAACCUGGGCCUCAGCCAGUGAGAUUCAUGGCUGAACAGGGAUAGGGACCAUUUUGAAGCCUGUGAGCACUUCCAGGGUGAUGUUGGUUUUGGGUAAGAUUUUAAAAUAGGACAUACUGGCAAAUUCAGAUUAGAAUAAUAGAAUUCUAGAGUUGGAAGGUACCACAAAGGUCAUGUGGUCCAACCUGUGUAAUGCAGGAAUCUUUUGCCCAGCAUGGGGCUUGAACCCACAACCCUGAGAUUAAGAGGCUCAUGCUCUACCAACCGAGCUAUCCCCGGUCAAUUGCACAACCGUUGAUGAUUGGGUGCUCAUUCGCAACAAAUCUCCUUUCCCCAAAAGUCGGACUUUCUGCUGUAAGGAAAGUAAUGGGGAAAUGCAUUAGAAAGUAUGGAAUGAGGCAGUGCAUUGGAAACAAAUCAGAAUGUGCACUCGUUCAGUAGCCAAUGGUGGAAUCUAGUCACAUAUAGCGCUGUCCGCAGACACUUCCGGGUCACGUGGCCAGCGUGACAAGCUGCAUCUGGCGAGCCAGCGCAGCACACGGAACGCCGUUUACCUUCCCACUGGUAAGUGGUCCCUAUUUAUCUACUUGCACCCAGGGGUGCUUUCGAACGGCUAGGUUUCAGGCGCUGGGACCGAACGACGGGAACACACCCCGCCGCGGGGAUUCGAACCACCGACCAUGCGAUCGGCAAGUCCUAGGCGCUGAGGUUUUACCCACAGCGCCACCCGCGUCCCCCUAUCUUGCACUUAAAACACGCUUAAAACAAUUUAUUUGCAGCCGUAUAGCUGAGUCCAAUGUCCUCUGAUCUCCCUGCAGACAAAGCAGAGUGAACGUUCAAUAAAAGGUUGUUUGGAAGCACCCUGUGUCAAGAGUGAGGAAGCUGUGACCAUCCCCCAGGUGUUGUUACACUCCAACUCCCAUCAGCCCCCAGCUGGCAUGGCCAGUGGUCAGGGAUGAUGGGAUUUGUAGUCCAGAGUUGCUCCAUCCCUGACAUAGAGUUUAGGCUGGCUCAGUUCUCUGCAGAGCCCUGAAACUCACCUGCUGGCCUCAGCCUCAGCUUCACUCACCUCAGAAGGUUGUUGUGAGAAUGCAAGAGCGGUGGAGGACUCAAAAUGCCUCCCAAGAAGUUCUUAUUCUUUGUGGCGUAUCCCAAAGAGAGUCCACCAAAGUGGAAAUCUAAUAAUACUUCCUUUCUGUUAAGAGAGCCUCUCCAUUCCAUAACUGCUUCAACACAUCCUCUCUUCCUUCCUAGGGAAUGGCCUUUACCCUCGAAGAGAGGCUUCAGCUGGGAAUCCACGGCCUGCUCCCUCCUUGCUUCCUGAGCCAAGAUGUUCAAGUUCUUCGCGUCCUCAAAAGCUACGAGACCAAAUCCAGCGAUCUAGACAAGUAAGCAAGAUGUGAGGAGAGAGCGCUAGGCAAGGGGCUGUGGCCGGAGCUAAACAUUAGGAAGGAUGCAAGUAAGAUAAGGUUGCUCACCCCGAAGAACUCUGCAGAGAAACUUGCAAUAUGACAGCAUGCCUUAAAUUUUUUGCAAUAGCAGAUGGUUGACAGUGGUUAGAAGGUCCCAGGACGGGUCACCAUUAAAAACAGUUUAAAAGAAAUGGCAAAUGCAACUAGAGUGGGUUCAAACAUAUAUAUCUCAGGGAAGAAAUAUAUCUCAAAGAUCAGGAUAAAUAGGUGCAUAUUCUGCAUACUAUGAAAGUUGUGCAAUGAAGGUCCCAGGUGCACCUCUUUGAGGAGAGAGUUCCCCAACUUAGGGGCUACCACAGAGAAGGCCCUCUCCUGGGCCAACACCACCCCAGGCUUCUAAGGGUGUUGGAACUGCCAAGAAGACCUCCUCUGCUGAUCGCAACACCCAAAAGGAAGGAGGUGGUCUCUAGGGAAGGAGGUGGUCUCACAGAUAUUUGGGGCCUAAAUGGUUUAGGGCUUUAUACACCAGUGUAUUGCAGAGGAAGUAGAGUAGGAAAGGGUAGUUGCUUUCAAUGCAGCCAAUGUUUCUGCUUCCAGCCUGAAAUGAAAUGGGGACCAUCCCCCUACCGUAUCCUUAUUAUUGCUUGUGGAGUUGCCAUCGCUUUCCCUCUUUCAGUUCACCUUGAUCUCACAUGGCCUCUUGCACGAUGCUCUUGCAAUCCCUUCUCCAACACCAAUAGCUCUGUAUUCCUCACCACGUAAUAAAACUGGCAGGUAGCCUUUCUCUGGUUAGAGGAUGGAGGGAUGUUCACCCCACCCACCCACCCGCAACUCACCGAGGAGUUAAUAAUAAAUAAACAAAAUUGCACAGAAGCUACGACUUCUCUUGCUUUGCAUACCGUAUUUUUUGCUCUAUAGGACGCACUUCCCCCCCUCCAGAACUGAAGGGGAAAUGUGUGUGCGUCCUAUGGAGCGAAUGCAGGCUUUCGCUGAAGCCUGGAGAGCGAGAGGGGUCGGUGCACACUGACCCCUCUCGCUCUUCAGGCAGCUAUCCGCAAGCCUUCCGAGGCUUGCAGAUAGCUGCCUGUUCUGGGGUCGGGGGAAGCUCAGGCUUCCCCACCCCCAGCCCCACAAGCUCCGGGAGCGGCGGCGAGGUUGCGCUCAAUCUUGCCGCCGCUCCUGGACCUGGGGGGGGGGGCGCAGAAAUAUUUUCCCCCCUUUAUUCCCCCCCCCCUAAAAACUAGGUGUGCCCUAUGGUCCGGUGCGCCCUAUGGAGCGAAAAAUAUGGUAAUUUAUCCUACCAUCUUUACAUCUCUCUGUAAUUUGCUUUGGUUUUCCGAGGACUGGGGAGGGGCAAGGAGCUCUGCCUGCUUGGAAUCUUAGGCUGCAGUCCUGUGCUCACUUCCCUGGGAGUAAGGCUCUCUAGCCCUACCUGGGGUACCAGAGAUUGAACAUGGAACCUCUUGCCUAAUAGCAGCUAUAAGAAGCAUGGGUUGAGUUUUCCCCCCCAAAUCUGGCAGAGAACUGGCUCCGUUGCUUCUGCUUAGUACUGACAAUGCUUCUCUUUUCCUUAUGCUUUUCUUCCCCCCUCCCGCUGCCCCCUGCCAGGUAUAUCAUCCUUAUGACGCUCCAAGACCGAAAUGAGAAGCUGUUCUACCGGGUCCUCACGUCGGAUAUAGAAAGAUUCAUGCCUAUAGUAUACACUCCCACCGUCGGCUUGGCCUGUCAGCAGUAUGGUCUGGCUUUCAGAAGGCCUCGGUGAGUAGACGGGACUAUUUUUAUCUCUCUUACCCCAUCAAUGUGCCACCCCACCCGCCACUCCAUGCUUAAUUGAAAACGAAUGUUCCUUUUGUCAUUGGUACGCCUCUUAAUGUGGGUGGCCCUCAAGAAAAAAAGAAAUGCCCUUCGCGAUUCUUGAUCAAACGAUGCAGCUAUCGAAAACAGUUUGCAUGUGUUUACUUAAUGGCCUGCUGGGGAGUCGUUUUGUUCAAGAACAGGACAGUGCAAUCUAGCUAAAUUUAACUGCAAAAACAUUCUCACUUGAGCCCUCCUCCGUCAGUUCCAUAACCUUUAAGAUUCUUGUUGUCUUGCUGUUCAACCCUUGGGGGUAAACAGUGUUUGCCGUGUGGUUCAGCAAAUGCCUUUUUGCUGCGUCAGGAGACAGAAAUCGCUAUGCCUGUGAACCAGGCCUGCAGACCAUGGGCAGGGGACUUGCUGGCACCUGGGUGGCAAACUUAGCAAGAGUCAGGGCGGAGCAAGGCAAAGGUGGCCUAGAUUGGCAGGCUUGGGACAGCCAAAGAGCCCUUAACGAGAGCUGUCAAUCAGCCUGCCAGCAUCUUCUUCCUGCUUCCUUUUAUAAGGAAAGGUCAAGUAGGGCCAGGGGAGCUAACUUUCCAAGGCACUAGGUCACUGCAUUCUGCGGGAGGAUUUACCCUCCAGCUCCCUAAAACAUCAGAAGCCCCUUCCAUUGCAGCAGGGCCUUCACUGUGCCUGCCCCUGUUCUGUGGAACAGUGUCCCGGUUGAGAUAGGACAGUACUAUCAGAUUCCAGUUGCUGGGAAUCACAGCUAGGAACAGCACUGUUACACUCAGAUUCAGCUUGCAGGCUUUCCAGGAGUGGCGUCUGGUUGGCCGCCGGGAGAGCAAAGUGCUGGACGAGAUGGGCAACUCUCCAUUGGCCGAGCAUGAAACCCUUAAUCUCAGAGUUCUGAGUCCAAGGGGGGUUGGACUAGAUGACCCUCGUGACCCCUUCCAACUCUAUGAUCCUAACUGCUCCAGCAGGCUGUUCUUAUGCGGGCAGCAACUUUUGGAAAACCACAGGUUACUCAUCCUUGGUAUAGAUUCUCCAUGCUUUUAAAAGUAACCCCUGAGGAAGAGGGAACUCCAUUGAUAUGUAUUAGAUCUGUUUCAUAUUCUUCUUAAACUAACCCCACAUUGCUUUGUGAACAUUGACUGGAAAAGAGUCCUGCUGAACCAGGCCAAACGACCCCAGCAACCUCUUUUCACCAGAUGCCUGUGGGAAGCCUGGAAGAAGGAUCUGAGUGCCACAACACUCUGCCCACUUCUGAUUCAGUAUUCAGAAGCAUAACACUUCCAGAACUGGAGACUGACCAUAAUGGCUAGUUCCUGAAUGAUCAUCUCUUAUAUGAAGCUGCCUUUUCUCUGAGAUCAUCCUCAGAGGCCCUGCUUCCGGUGACCCUUCCAUCAGAGGGUAGGCAGGUGUUAGUUGAAGACAGGGCCUUUUCAGUGGUGGCACCCCGGUUUUGGAAAACUCUCCCCAGGCAAGUGUUCCUGGUGACUAUACUGCUCACUUUUCAGGCACCAGGUAAAGCUCAUUUUAUUCUCCUGCCGUUGAGCUUGCUGCUGGUUCUAAUGCUUUUGUUGUUUUUGUCUUCCUGCUGUUGGCUUUAACCCUUGUUUUUAUUGGAUGGUGUCUCUAUUGCUUUAUGGGUUUUACAUUGCUAAUGUAAGCAGCCUUAGACAAUUAAUAGGAAAAACAUGGAAUGAAUAUAUUCAAUAUAACAAUGGCUACACCCUCUUGGCUUCCUUUACGGAGAUUAUCAGCCAUUCUGUUAGAGACCUGCCAAUUUUAUUCUUAGUACAGCUCUUAGAAGAACACUAAGUGUAUAAUUAAUAAUACUGAAUAGUUGUGCCUGUUGUGCAGAAUGCAGAAGUAUAACCAGCUUUUUAAAAAAAACUUUCCAGUGUCGUAUAUCAGGUAACCAGUUCUCCCCUGGAUUCCAUUAGCAGUGGCCGGUUUACAAAUCUGAAUCAAAUUACAUCUGGCUGUGUCCAUUUUCAGGCUUUCUUCCCAUGGCCAGCCUUUCCAAACCUGGUGCCCUCCAGAUGUUUUGGACUACAACUCCCAUCAGAACAGCUGGGGCUGAUGGGAACUGUAGUGGAAAAAAUCUGGAUGGGACAAGGCUUGGGGAGGCUGUCAUUAUAUUCCCAGUUUGCUCUAUCAAUAGAUUACGAGCCAUUUUGUAAUCUCAGAAGUAGGAGUGUCAGAGAACUCAGAGAAACAAGAGCAGAAAUUGCUGGUGUUCGCCUAUUUUGUCCCAUCACUGGCGGAGGAAGAGGAGAGCGGGGGGAGCGCACCGACCCCGGCAGCGCAAUCCCGGUGGGGUGCCAUUGCGGCUGCCCCCCGCCUGAGCGCCACACCCCCGGGAUGCGCGCCAGCCCUGCCCCCACCUGCUCUCCACCCCCCAGUGGCGGAGCAUGAAGCUCCGCCACUGUGUCCCAUACCCAGAACAGAAGUCCAUCCAGUGAAUAUGGUUGGCAAUCAUUGUUGUUGCUUUCAGUACACAAAUGUAACUCUGGCUUUUGCUAUUUCAUUGAAUACGUCCUCGCUUCUCAGGCAUGAGCCAGCAAUAAAUCACACUGAGUAAGUGGAGUUAGCUCUUUAUUAGAAGAAACAAAGUCUGCUCAGGAGUGCCAGGCCUAAUGAGCACAGCAACUCUUCUUAGAGAGCCAGUGUGGUGUAGUGGUUAAGAGUAGUAGACUCGUAAUCUGGUGAACUGGGUUCGCGUCUCCGCUCCUCCACAUGCAGCUGCUGGGUGACCUUGGGCCAGUCACGCUUCUCUGAAGUCUCUCAGCCCCACUCACCUCACAGAGUGUUUGUUGUGGGGGAGGAAGGGAAAGGAGAAUGUUAGCCGCUUUGAGACUCCUUCGGGUAGUGAUAAAGCGGGAUAUCAAAUCCAAACUCCUCUUCUCUUCUUAGUAGGUCUUGUCCCUGUGAGGCAGUUGUGGAGACUGAAGGUCCCCACCUCCCCACAGCUGCCUAAGUCUCCUUCUCUCCAGGGUCCUUCCUAAGCAAUCUGAGACUUGCGCCUGUGUGUGUCUCUGCUCUUCCCUCUUCAUGCCUCUUCUGGUUCUGGGAGACCAGGGGGAAGGGAAGCUUGUUGCAGCAGGAGGGGGAGACAUCUGUGACUCUGCACCAGUCUGACUCAUCUCUGCCUCUUGUCCUCCCUCAUCCCUCUCCACUGCUUCAGCUUCUGCCUCUGAUUCUGGACUUAUCUCUGCCACAGACUCUCCCUUCUCACUAAGCUAUCUCUUCAGCUUCUGACUCCUCCUCUUCCCAGUCUCCUCCCUCUGACCACUCAUCAUUGUCCCACCUUCUUCCUUUGGGGGUUCCCUGGAUGUUGGCCAUGGUGGGUGGGACUGAUAAGAGCUGGAGUCCCACAAGGUCUGGGCGGGAGGCACAGGUUCUCCUCACCUGCUACUAGCUCCUCAAAGUGCAGUUGUUUUCCUAAUUCAUAAAGAAGGCAAGACUUCCUCUGCAAAAGUUCCUCUGCCAAUAAUUCCAGCUCUUUUGGAAGCUGCCUUCCCAAGACAUCUUUUUCCAAUUAUCUGUUUCUCGACCCCCUAGAAACUUCCUCUUUUAUCACAAUUAAAAGGGGUGGUUUUCACUUGAGAAAUAAUGCUCUUCUUGUUUAUGUUAAGCAUUUUUCUUCCUUCCUUAGAAAAGCUCUUCUCCAGUCAGAUUUGGCCGGGUGAGGAUAUAAUGCUGGCUCUCUGAUCGCUGCAGUUCGCAAAAUCGGAACGGGUUAGGAGAAACCACACAAAAAUCAGAACCGAUUAGUUUCAGACAGAAGCCUCUCCCAGCUCUACCACAAGGUGCCUGGGACUGAACCAGGGACGUUCUGUGUCUUUCCCCCCAGUUCUGCAAAGCCUGAAGGGAUAGCGGCACUGAUCCACUCCAGUUUGAAUUGAGGCAGAGGAAAAGAGUUUGUUAACCCCAUUCUCCAUGGUAAUGGGCUGUAGCUCAGUGACACAGCAGCUGCUUUCGCAUGCAGAUAGUCCCGAGGGAACAUUGUAGAACAACAAAUAAAGAGCAUGAUAUGUGGACAGUCCAAUAUAAAUCCAUUUCUAGUGCACUGUUACUGUGUCAAAGACAUGUUGCAGAAUACAGUGGUACCUCGGGUUAAGAACUUAAUUCGUUCUGGAGGUCCGUUCUUAACCUGAAACUGUUCUUAACCUGAGGUACCACUUUAGCUAAUGGGGCCUCCCGCUGCCGCCACAUCCUGUUCUCAUCCUGAAGCAAAGUUCUUAACCGGAUAUAUUAUUUCUGGAUUAGCGGAGUUUGUAACCUGAAGCGUCUGUAACCUAAGGUACCACUGUAUACCCACCCACCCACACGCACACACGCACACACAAAACCCUGUCUGUACUACUCCCAUCCUGCCAUAUAAUCUGAUUUUGAAAGAUCCAUGAAGCAGGGAGGGAACUCAUGAACUCCCUGUCUCCUCCUGAUCAUAGUCUCCUAACUAUGAUCAGGCAACUUAGAUCUGUGCUGGACCUUUACAGAGACAGCAUUGUUUAUAUACUGGAAACACUUAACUAGUUAUCCCAGUGCAUUCAUUAAGCUGAUUUCAAGAACAGACAGAGAGCACAAUGCUACGACUAGCAAUUUUCUUCAUUGGCAAUAAAAUUCUAGCUGGAUUGAAAGAUCAUCUUUUUCCCCCUCUCUUUUUUUACUGUUAUGAGAAGAGGGUUGUUGCAACAGGAGGGAGCCAUUCCUGAGAUAUGUGGGUUUCAUGUUUAUGGAAAAGGGAGCCAAAAUUCCUUUCCCCACUUCUUUAGUUUCCUUUCAUAAAAAAGGCUUCCUUUCUUCAGAUACAUCUGCUUUCUGUAAGCUUCCAGCCACUGAAGCAGUUAUUUCUCUCAAGAAGCUAAAUGAUUUCUGCCAAAGACUACACCCCAUAUGACCCAUCACCUCUAGCCAGCUUGCAAAAAAACUUUUGUCUUCAUUGGCUGCAUUCGCAUGGCACAAUAAAUCUGGCUUUCUCGCUUAUCGCGGUUUCUGAUGCACGCUCCCCGAUCGCUUCUGCUUUGCUCCUACACAGUGUGAAGAAAAGAAAUAAGCCAGGAAGCAACAAUUAAAGCCUGUUGUUGUUGUUUAGUUGAUUAGUUGUGUCCGACUCUUCGUGACCCCAUGGACCAGAGCACGCCAGGCCCUCCUGUCUUCCACUGCCUCCCGCAGUUUGGUCAUACUCAUGCUGGUAGCUUCGAGAACACUAUCCAACCAUCUCAUUCUCUGUUGUCCCCUUCUCCUUGUGCCCUCCAUCUUUCCCAACAUCAGGGUCUUUUCCAGGGAGUCUUCUCUUCUCAUGUGGUGGCCAAAGUAUUGGAGCCUCAGCUUCAGGAUCUGUCCUUCCAGUGAGCACUCAGGGCUGAUUUCCUUCAGAAUGGAUAGGUUUGAUCUUCUUGCAGUCUAUGGGACUCUCAAGAGUCUCUUCCAGCUCCAUAAUUCAAAUGCAUCAAUUCUUCAGCGAUCAGCCUUCUUUAUGGUCCAGCUCUCACUUCCAUACAUCACUACCGGGAAAACCAUAGCUUUAACUAUACGGACCUUGAGAUCCUUGUGGUUUAAGGGUGUGUGUGUUUUGCAGUGGAUUCAUAAAGAUGCCUUGGAAAUGGCACCUUUUGGCUCUCAUUCGAAGGUCUGGCUUAAAACAUGCGAUGGCAGCUUAAGAUGGUUACUCAGCAAAGGAAGGUGGCUUAUUCUGCUUUGUGCUUGCAAAUUAUUUCAAGACAAAUCCAUCUUGACUCUCUUGUCUCGUUCCCCAUUCUCCUCUUCUUCCUCCACUUCACAUUAAGAGUACUUGCAGGAGGAAAGAAAUUAUUGGCUAUUUGGUUUUUUAAAGAACAGAAAACAAAACCCUGUAACAAUUAGCCGAGCCUUUGCACGUACAUGCGAGAGCCAACCCACAAAAAGCGGCAAUUAGUCACUGCCGUUACUUCAACCCCUCGGAUGGUUAAUUAUGAUCUGUGCUUGGAGAAAUGAACUGCAGGCUCAGGCAGAGCCCUCUGUCAUUACUGGCCCUUUGUCAGGAGGAGUGCUUGUUAGCUUAAGCCUUCCUCCAAAGAGCUAAACAAUUACAAAUGUUUGGUUUUCAAAUUUCAGGGCCUAAUGCACUUGCCUUGGCGAUCUCAGAAAGAAUAUCUGCAAACAUAGCGAAUGAUGGGAGUGGCUCCUUGGAAAGGCUCUCUGGAGACCCAUGCUUCAUUGCAUACAUUUUUGGGGAGUUUUCAUUACUGGAAACAAAACCAUGAAUCCCUUAUCCAAGGUUGUUGGUUUUUUUAAUGUAUUGCUGAAGGGAUGCAUCAUUAAAUCGUGCAUUGCAUUACACAGAGCAGACAGGAAUUUGCAGAUUUAAUGAAAACAAGGGAAGCAGGAGUGAAGAAUGGCAAUAUAUAUAUAUAUAUAUAUAUAUAUAUAUAUAUAUAUAUGCGUGCUCAGAGGUAUAGAAUUAUACACACACACACACACACACACACAUAUAUAUAGAUAUAGAUAUAGAUAGAUAUAGAUAUAGAUAUAGAUAUCACGAAAUGCCAGAGCCAGCAAAACUCUUCUAGGAGUUAGAGCCAAACCAGGUAAGAUGUUAAUUGCAUGAAUACAUUUAAAGUGCGUUGUUGUUGUUUUUUAAAAAACCAAACCAAAACAAGCAGCUGAAGCAGGAAGAACCUGAGCAGUAGUGGAACCAUUGGGUGUGAGAAGUGAGAGAGAGUUUAGCUCAGGAGUAGGCAAACUAAGGCCCGGGGGCCGGAUCCAGGCCCAUUGCCUUCUCAAUCCGGCCCACAGACUGUCCGGGAAUCAGCGUGUUUUUACACGAGUAGAAUGUGUGCUUUUAUUUAAAAUGCAUCUCUGGGUUAUUUGUGGGGCAUAGGAAUUCGUUCAUUCCCCCCCCCCCAAAAAAUAUAUAGUCCGGCCCACCAUAUGGUCUGAGGGACAGUGGACCGGCCCACGGCUGAAAAAGGUUGCUGACCCCUGAUUUAGCUCUUCCUCCAUCCCUCCUGUGGUCUCUGCAUUGCCUCCUCCCCCCCAAAAAAAGAAAUCUACUAUUUGCUGCAUUGGUAGGGCAUCCUUCAUUGGCACCAGUGGAGACUUCCAUAUUGAUGCAAAUAUCAGCUGGGGGGGGGGGAGAGACUGGGAUUCCCCACUCCUGAUUCAACAAUUGCAUGAAAGAUCCAAUUGUUUUUGUUUCCUGUUUUUGCACAGCAAUGUAUCCGUUCUUCCCCCUAAACAGCACUGCAACUUCUGAGCGUCGCAACUUUUCUUAGACUGUGAUUGCUCUGUUCUUUUUUCCUCUCCUCCAGGGGGCUGUUCAUUACCAUUCACGAUAAAGGACAUGUUGCAACGAUGCUGGACUCAUGGCCUGAAGAAAACAUAAAGGUAAUGGAAUAUGCUCCCACAUGUGGGCUUCCAAAACCAAGACGCAUGUCUUCCCGUCUGUGUUCCCAUGGGAGUCAUGUGAUCCGCUCGAGAUCACAAAGCCCCAAAGAUGUGCUUUUUUCAGGGCGAGAUCUGGAUGCUAUGAGAUGACAGCGACCCAAAUGGCCGCACCCCAAAAGUGUGUGUUUUGGAGUGCUGUGUGAGAUCAUGGUCCCCCCCAAAAAACCCUUUUCUCCAGGCAAGAUCUCAGCAACCAAAAUGGCUCCCAAGCUCACGUGAUAAAAAAACCAGGAUGUCCCUGUUUUUUUGAGACAGUUGUGGGGUAUGUAAUGGGUAUCUUGACUCAUUUUUAGCUGAAUAGAAACUAAAGGGGUUACAAAAAUCUCGAGCUGCUAGAGGAGAUUUCAUGUUUGUGUGUGAUGUAUUCCAGCUGCAAAAAGCUUCAGGAAUUUGGGGUUGGGCCUAUGAGGGCUUUGUCCCAGAAAUUAGCUUUAGUGUCAAGGCUCAGCCAUUACAUAUCUAAAAGCCAGUUCCUGGGUUCUGUCUCUUUGUCACGCAGAAGUGUGACCAAGAAUGGAAAUCCAGACUGGGCAUAGGCAGAUAGGCUGAGUUCUGUCAAGUAUUCCAGAUGGCCCUGGGUGUUCUGAGAUGCUACACUCCCAUCUUGCAAUAUUCAGAGACUACACCGGGCAAACAGAUUGACUCUUCAAGUAGGUACAAUGGUGCUUUCUGCUCCUCCCACCUAUUGCAGGAAUGAACGUGAACUGAUAAUGAAGUGGCUGCUUCUGAGCAUGCGUCGUUCCUUUAUCACUGAAUAAUUGCAACUCGCUUGCAUCUACUAUUAUGGGAGUGUGCCUUGCAGACAAAAUUGCUCCCAGGCCCUUUCCCCCACUAAAAACAAAGCCUUUUUUUGCAAAUGCUACCUGUCGAUAGCUUUCUAGGGGAGCCUGGCCAAGUCACCAGCAAUAUCUCCAGGAUCACUUGUGAGGCUGCUUUGCAAGAAACGACCCCAUUUAACAUUUACAAGUUACAAGUUUGCACAGCUGAAUGGUAACUUUCAGGAGUGUAAGCAAAUCAAGCUCGGAGCAGCCAUGUGGCUAAUUUGUGGUUUGGUAUUCUUAAAACACUGAGUCUCAUGGGUGGUAGAGUUGCGCAUGCCCAAUUGCAUUUGCUCUGGUUUCGUCAAAAUUUGCUAUCAAAGUGCGAAGUCCUUUGUUUCCUGCAGUCCCACGCUUGCUAAAUUCCCACGUCUUUUACGGUUACCGUCUGGCAUGGGAUUGUUGUCAGGGACUAAAGCCUGGUUCAAAAGUGCACAGAGGCAAACCGGGUUAGAAAGCAGGAAACCAGAGCCACGUCAGACGAAUAUAUCCAGGAUUCAAGAAACGGCAUUUUCCCAAGUCAGACCAUUGAGUCCAUGAAGCUUCAGUAUUGUCUGCAUUGACUGACAGCAGCUCCUCAACAUUUCAAGCAGGGGAUAUUCCCAGUCUUACCUGGAGAGCUCUGAGGUUCCGUUCUGUAUAGAAAGCAACUUGUGUUAGAUGCACUAUGCACCUGAGUGCUCGGAAUCAAAAGCGGAGAGAGUGUUGUUGUGCUCAGGGGUUGUGGGUUUCUCACAAGCAUCUGAUUGGCCACUGUGGGUUUCCGUUGGAUUUCUCCAACAUCCCUCCAAGAAAAUAAACAAGAGCCCUGCUGCAGGGCAACCAAGAUGAUCUGGGAACCAAGCCUUAUGAGGAACACUUGAGGGAGUUGGGUAUGUUUAGCUUGGAAAAGAGGAGACUAAGAGGAGACAUGAUAAAAAGGUAAAGGGACCCCUGACUGUUAGGUCCAGCCACAGAUGACUCUGGGGUUGCGGCGCUCAUCUCGCUUUAUUGGCUGAGGGAGCCUGCGUACAGCUUCCGGGUCAUGUGGCUAGCAUGACUAAGCCGCUUCUGGUGAACCAGAGCAGCGCACGGAAACGCCAUUUACCUUCCCGCCGGAGCGGUACCUAUUUAUCUACUUGCACUUUGACGUGCUUUCAAACUGCUAGGUUAGCAGGAGCAGGGACCGAGCAACGGGAGCUCACCCCAUUGCAGGGAUUCGAACCGCCGACCUUCUUAAUGGCAAGUCCUAGGCUCUGUGGUUUAACACACAGCGCCACCAGUGUCCCUAGGAGAUAUGAUAGCCACCUUCAAAUAUCUCAAGGGCUGUCACAUGGAAGAUGGAGUAAGUUUGGUUUUUUCCCAGUUCUAGGGGGUAGGACCCAAACCAAUGGCUUCAAGUUACAAAAAAGGAGAUUCGACUAAACAUCAGGAGGAACUUUCUGACAGUCAGAAGUGUUUGACUGUGGAACGGUCUCCCUCAAGAGGUUGUGGACUCUCCUUCCUUGGAGGUUUUAAGCCAGAGGUUGGAUGGCCAUUUGUCAUGGAUGCUUUAGCUGAGACUCCUGCAUUGCAAGGGGGUUGGACUAUGUGACUAUGAUUCUAUGGAUCUGGCAAGCCCAUCUAGCUUCAACAUGGUAUCUUCAUCGUGGCCAGCUAGAUCCCUAUGGGAAGCCCACAAGCAGCAGCUGAGUGCAACAAUUCUCUCCUCACUUGCAAUUUCCACUUGCAGUAUUCAUAGAAUCAUAGAAUUGUAGAGUUGAAAGGGACAUCAAGGGUCAUCCAGUCCAACCCCAUGCAAUGCAGGAAUGUUUUCAAGGGCAUACUGCCUGAGACAGUGCAGGUGUGGUACGUAGCCGCCGUGACGAGUAACCUUUAAUAUCCAUGGGUUUCUCUAAACCCAAUUUAUUUAUUCAGAGCAUUUGUACCCAGUUCUUCAGCCAGCAAGACUCCCAAAAGGGCUUACAGGCAAUCAGAGCAAGACAGGCCCUCCCCACAGACUUACAGUCUUAAAAGAAACACAGCACGCGAGGGGAAAGGGACAGGAAGAGAAGAGGAAAAUCAGGCUCCAGUUUCUGAACCGUUCUUCCUAUAAUGACCAGCUGGCACAAUUCAGGAGCUCCUAAUGGAUCUGGGCCACAGCCAAGCCAGAGGCUUUUAAAGCCAUCCAGGUUUGAGCAAGGCUUUGAUACGUUGGUUUUAGUGCCAGAAUGGUGUUGGGAGCCUUCCGCAAACCAUCGCGUUCCCACAUCCCAGCAGUGGAUAAAUGCUAGAAGCAAGAUGGGGUGAGAUGGAAAGCAACAACUCCCUAAAUUAGGAUUUCAAGUUUUAAACCGUGGAUUACUCAGUCAAAGCUGUGAGUUCACGAGCUGCCAGGGCUCAGCUUCAAUUGGGGGUGAUGCGAGUCGAGUUACUUUUAGAGCCUUAUCCUGUCCUGAUUCUUUUGUGUUGCUGUAAUAGUGUAAAAGUAAGUGGAUUUCCCAACCAGCUCAUUUGGUAUAUUAAAUUAUAAGUCAUCUCUGCACUACGUCAAAAAGGCACCUGCGUUUAUGUUUUGGGUUAUAUGCACAUUUACUUAAUUUGAUAGCGGUUUAAAUUUCUUUAAUCUAAUCUGCACACUUAAUUAUGUUCAGUUCUUGAGUUGGCUAAGCAGCAGAUGGUUAAUCAGCUCAAAUGCCUUUAAUCAGCAGAUAGCCACACCGACCGUACUUUUCUCAAAGUAAUAUUCGUUUCAAGUUUACAGUGACAAUGGGGCUGAGAGACCCCGGAGCCAAUUGAAUGCAUGCAUCUAUUACAGAGCCAAUGUAUAUCAUUCCCUUUUAAUCAGGGUUUCGCUGUUACAAAGGACUUGGAGAAUGUGGGGCCUGCUGUCUGCUUAACCUCAUUCUGUGUCUGGCUUUCAGGCUUUGAAUUGGUUUCUGCACCGAGAAUGUCCCCUGACCUAACUCCUGAUUAGGUGCAACGAGGAAACUUCCGAUGAGCGAGGGUUGGUUCUGCAGUGUGUUUAUAACGAGUCCAAUGGGACACAGAUGCGCGGCAAAGUUCAGCCAGCAAAUCUAACCCACAAAUAUACACACACAUGCUUUUAUUUUCCGUGUGUGUACGAAAGACAAUAGCUUUCCUCCACCCACGCCCAUGUCAGAAGCGAUUACCCGUGUAGAUAACUUUCCGCAUAACUUUUGCAACCGAAAACGACUGGCAGACCUGGAAAAGAAGGAAGCCGUCGGUCCGCUUGGGUGAUGCUCGUUGCUUUAGACUGGAUAGCAACGCCUAUUUAUCUUCUGACCGCGGCAGCAACAAAAAAAACCCCUCCAGCCAUAUGGCAGAAGUUUUUUAAUCCCCCAGUGAAUUCUCCCUUUAAUCAUCUGAAAUAUGUUAAGAAUAUUUUACAGCGAAUUCCUUCUCAACUAGGAAAAAAUUCCUCGUGAGGUCUGUUGUUCUGUUCCUAAGUAAACACAGCUUUUCUCAUUCCUCUUCCACCCACUCCCUAAAGCAGGUAAAUCUGAUGAAAUAUCCGACAGUCUCGUAGUCUUGCAUUCGCUGCCCUCUCGCCCUGAUAUGCCUAUGUGCACGAUCCCUGUUAGAAUCAUAGAAUUGUACAGAUGGAAGGGACUCUGAGCAUCAUCUAGUCCAGGCAUAGGCAAAGUCGGCUCUCCAGAUGCUUUGGGACUACAACUCCCUUCAUCCCUGACCACUGGUCCUGUUAGCUAGGGAUGGUGGGAGUUGUAGUCCCAAAACAUCUGGAGGGUUGAAUUUGCCUAUGCCUGAUCUAGUCCAACCCCUUGCAAUGCAGGAGUAUGUAGCUGUCCUGUAUGGGGAUCAAACCUGUGGCCUUAAUAACACUAUUCUGUAGCCUACUGAGCUCAGAAGGACUCCACUGCCGUGUUUGGGUGCAGUGCUAAGCCACAAGCCAUGGUUGAACAAGUUGGGCUGGACUCCUAACUCCUGCAUUCUUCCAGGCAUUUUAACCUGUGCAUUUUUAAAUUUUGAAGGGUCUUUCGUUGCAUUUUUGUUGUGGUGCACAUGGCGGUACCCAGCCCUGAAAUUCUAAGCAGAGUGAAGAGCAGUAUAAAAUAUGCUUUAAGUUAAAUGUUCUCAGAUAGCUUUUGUGGCUUACCCAAGGAGCAUGAUCCACAGAUCCAGCCCCAAACUAGACCCAGCUAUCAGGGGGGUGGUUUAAUACUGGGAAAUCGCUCUAGGUUAAUUGCAGCAAGGACUAGGAGCUGAUGCCAUUCCAGAGCAAGGAAAGGGGACUCGACAAAAAAACAAAAACAAAAAAACCCCACACACAAUUCUCCUUUUGUUAACGAUGUCCUGGAUUCUGAUUUCAGUUUUUAUUUAUUUUUUUGCUAUGGGCUGCACCGGGCACCGAAUUGUAAACUGGAGCUUGUCCCAGAGGCUGGAGGAUAAGAAGAGCUAAAUUACACCACUUAAAAGGAAAACAGAAUUAAAGCUCUUUUAAAUUGUGUUUUGCACUUCCUGUGGGUGAUAAAGGCUACAGUAAAUCAUUUCAAAGCCUGCCAACUAGACGUAUGAAAAAUAAGCAAAUUAAAUUACUUCCUGAAGUUGCAAUGGCUUCUUAUCCCUUUUUGCCCUUCAAAGGCAAAAAGGCAAAAGCCUUUCAGCCCAUUUGCACCCGUGAUUUUCAUGCCCUUUGCAGAUUUCCUAUCCACCUAUUUCCUUAUUUAUGAGGGUUUUUUCCCCCAUCUGGUCUGCAACUGGAGUCAGUUUUUGUUUAGGUUUUUUUUUUUAAAUGAUAUUUAUUGGAAUUUAUUUUUUUUAAAUUACAAAAGAGAACAAGGUAGAAAAAGAAAAAAGAAAGAGCAAAGAAAAAAAACAAACCACAUCAAACAAUACAAAAUAAAAAAAAACCAAAAAUACACCACAAACAUUUAAAAACAAAUCCAUUAUUCUCAAAUCCUCAACUGUCAUUACCUUCUUUCUUUGACCUCCUCCUCCUCCUCCCUUUUUUUGUAUCCUAGUUGUUAAUUAUCGCAGCAAAUCCUUUCCAUAUUUCAUAAUAUUCUGUCAUUACAUUACCUUAAACUAUUUUAAUCUUAUCUUACUAUAAAAAACCUUAAAACUUAAAACUUAAAUCUUAUUUUUACCAACUUCUCAUAACCAUAAUAUUCUUACGUAAUUCUUUACACAUUUUUACUAAAGCCAAGUAAUUUCAUUCCAACAUUUUUCUAACAUUCAUCAAUUUUAUAAAACAAUCCUAGUAGUAAAAAAGAAAUAAAAACAAUCCAAUCUUCAUCCAGCGUCCCUUCCUCCUGGUCCCGGGUUUUGUCAGUCCUUAUUAUCCCAUCGAUAAUAAUACCAUUAACCUGGUAACCUUGUAUCCGAGGCCCUUAAGUCUCUUCCAUGUCCCUUCCGCAGCUCUUCUUCAUAUUUAUAACUGUAUUUUCCCUUGUCUCCUGCUCGUUUCACUCGUGGGAACUCCAGCUUAACAAUGUUUUUGACCCUUCUCGACAGAUCAGCCCCUUUUCCAUAAUCCACACUAAACUCCAUGUGGUAUUUAAGAACAUGUUUCAAAAUCCCUCCAAAAUUAGGAGCCCCCACAACCCCAAACAUCUCACGGCCCAUUGCCAGACUUGAAAAGUCCAAACAUCCCUGCAUAGGGGGGUCUAUCCAGCCCCCCAUUUCCAAACCAAACCAAACUUUUUCUUUCCAAAUCUGGCUUUUUCCAAGUUCAUUUGUCAAAUCCAAAAGCUCAUGUUCCUGUUGGGCCACAGCUCCCUCCAUCUCUGGCGCCCAAGAUUCAGCAACAUCCUCUUCCCUCAUCUGUUCUGUCAGGGCACACUCCUGAUUUAAUUCCUGGGUGGGCUCCAUAUAUUUUCCCACUGCCUGUUCAAAAUUUCCCACUGCCUGUUUAAAAUUUCUGAUCGAAUCAGUCAUCAAAUUCGUCUUCUCAUGUAACUGUUCCAGUAGGGCAUUUGUUUUAUAGAAAGCACACAACAGAGCUUCUGAAUACAUUGUCCUGCAAGGUCAGAAGUCUAUUCCCACGAUUGUAAUCUGUAACAGCUGCAAGCUCCCCAGAGUUGGUUACAGUUUCACAGUCUCCCUCUAGGGGGAAAACUUCUAUUUGUUCUUUCUUUUAAAAAUAAGUCUAGCAACAAAAUUUCCUUUUUCAGAUAUCUUGUCAAUAUUUGUUCCUUUAAAAAGCGAAGGGGAACAAUGGAAUCAAUGUUUCUCUUCUUAUAGCUAUCUGUCAAAGCCGUUGUCUCUGGUCAAUGAGCUUCAAAAAACGUCAGUCCUAACACCCCGCUCCAGGAUCAGGACGGUGGAAAGUUACUUUACUUUACCCUCACUUCUGCAGGUUUAAACAGUCCGAAAAAAUCCCCCCUCUUCUCCUGCUUCCGAAGGGGGUUCAACAAUUUUAAAUGAUGAAAGUUAAUCUUUUACAGGCGAUUUUCUGAGCUCUAGUUUGCCAUGUCUUUGCUUUAAUCUAUCUACAAAGAAACGGAAGGCUGACUUCCUGUUUAGACCUUCCCAUUUCAGUGCCAAAUUGAGGUAAACUUUUAAGUCCAAUUUUCCUUUCUGCUCACAAGUCCUUAUUUAAAGUCCAAUUGUCCGAGUUUAGGUACUCACGGGUGAUUAUUUUAGAAGCCAAAUUCUCAAAGGAAAAGCGCAGCGCUCUCCGCCAAAGCCUGUGACGCUUCGCUCAAUGGAAGAAGCAGUUAACUCUCAGCACCGCGCCACUUCCCCUCUUCGCUCGGAGCCCGUUAGUGGGUUCCUUUGCGGGUUGGGGGGGCGCUAAGGGUGCCCGCCGAGUCCCAUGGUCACAGGCUUCCUCCGCCUGUGAUUUUUGAAUGGGUCCCCGCUUCGCCGUAGCGGAGAAGACCCGUUUUCCGCGGAGCUGGUCCCUCCAGAUCAGAGGGAAUCCGCCAUUACCGAUGGCGCCACCCCGGAAGUCGUUUUUGUUUAGUUUUUAAGGGUGUUUAAAAGCAGACUGGGACAGGCAUCACUUCCCACGACAUACCCACAUUAUUUCCUUUGUCUCAUUCCUGCUGGUGAGGGGCUGCCAGCUCUGCAGGCAAGCGGUGGCAUAACUGGGCUCCUGAGCCCCACAGGAGUGCUGCAGAAAGAAUGUAGUUGGUCAAGGGAGUCGUGGACCCCAAAUAAUAAUAAAAAUAAUAAUAAUUUAUUAUUUAUACCCCGCCCAUCUGGCUGGCUUUCCCCAGCCACUCUGGGCGGCUUCCAACAAAACACUUAAAUACAAUAAUCUAUUAAACAUUAAAAGCUUCCCUAAAGAGGGCUGCCUUUAGAUGUCUUCUACAAGUUUGGUAGUUAUUUUUCUCUUUGACAUCUGGUGGGAGGGCGUUCCACAGGGCGGGUGCCACUACCGAGAAGGCCCUCGGCGCUGGACCUCAGUGUCUAGGCAGAACAAUGGAGGUGGAGACGCUCCUUCAGGUAUACUGGACCAAUGCCAUUUAGGGCUUUAAAGGUCAGCACCAACACUUUGAAUUGUGCUCGGAAAUGUACUGGGAGCCAGUGUAGGUCUUUCACGACUGGUGUUAUAUGGUCUCAGCGGCCAUUCCCAGUCACCAGUCUAGCUGUCGCAUUUUGGAUUAGUUGUAGUUUCUGGGUCACCUUCAAAGGUAGCCCCACAUAGAGUGCUUUGCAGUAGUCCAAGCGGGAGAUAACCAAAGCAUGUACCACUCUGGUGAGACAGUGCACAGGCAGGUAGGGUCUCAGCCUGCAUACCAGAUGGAGCUGAUAAACAGCUGCCCUUGACACAGAAUUGACCUGUGCCUCCAUGGACAGCUGCGAGUCCAGAAUGACUCCCAGGCUGCACACCUGGUCCUUCAGGGGCACAGUUACCCCAUUCAGGACCAGGGAGUCCCCCACGCCUGCCGGCCUCCUGUCCCCCCAAAACAGUACUUCUGUCUUGUCAGGAUUCAACCUCAAUCUGUUAGCCACCAAAAGGUUGAAAACCUCUGCCUUGGGCUAACCACUCAGCACAUGUGCUAAGUUUCCUCAUGGGGGGGGGAGUAGCUCAAGCCCCUUAGUGAUUUAGGUUGACCUUGUCUGCACAUUUUCCUGCUUUACGAUUCGUUUCACUGCUUUGCUUGUGAGUCAGGUAGGAUUCGCUCAUUCUUUAUUUUUAAGGGCCAGACAUGCUGCUACUCAUCAAUAUGCUCACUCACCAUCUUAUUAAAUGAAAAGAAAUGUUAAGGCAGUUGCAAAGCCUCCAAGGGGGUUGGUGGCAGUGGCAAGUUCUCUCAGUGACGUCACAGGCACUAGCCCAUCAGUGCCAUACCAAUACUCAAUUCCCACCCCCCUUACAAACAUGCAGCGUCAGCCUUUCGACGCUCAACCCGGAGAGGAUAAAAUUGCUCUGAAAGCGGCAAAGGCGCUUCUAGAAUGGCCUUAAAGGUAAAGGGACCCCUGACCAUUAGGUCCAGUCGUGGCCGACUCUGGGGUUGCGGCGCUCAUCUCGCUUUAUUGGCCAAGGGAGCCAGCGUACAGCUUCCGGGUCAUGUGGCCAGCAUGACUAAGCCACUUCUGGCGAACCAGAGCAGCACACAGAAACGCCGUUUACCUUCCCGCCGGAGCGGUACCUAUUUAUCUACUUGCACUUUGACGUGCUUUCAAACUGCUAGGUUGGCAGGAGCAGGGACCGAGCAACGGGAGCUCAGCCUGUCACGGGGAUUCGAAUCGCUGACCUUUUAAUUGGCAAGUCCUAGGCUCUGUGGUUUAACCCACAGCGCCAGCCGCGUCCCGAUAGAAUGGCCUUACUGCUGUGCAAAUGUGUUGUCUGCCUUCAUUCACCCUGUGGAAUACAAUCUCUUGCACAGUCGUAUCAAAUGCUGCUUUUUUUAACAGCAGGCUUCUCUCUUCGCUCACAGGCCAUCGUGGUGACAGACGGAGAGAGGAUUCUGGGUCUGGGGGAUCUGGGAAGCUACGGCAUGGGAAUCCCUGUUGGGAAACUUGCUCUCUACACGGCUUGUGGGGGCGUCCAUCCCCAACAUUGCCUACCUGUCCUUUUGGAUGUCGGCACAGACAACGAGGUGAGUUUGACUUCCUCGUAUUCAUUUGCUGCUAUCCUAGAAUCUCAAGGUAAUGCGUCUGUCAGUGGAGGCUGGUCCAUUAGAGCGUAUGGGGCACUGCCCCAGGAAAUUCAGUUAGCCUUGCACAGUAUACCUCUGAAUAUCAGUGGCUGUGGAUUACAGGAGGGGUGAGUGUUGCCCUCAGGUCCUAGUUUUGGGCUUCCCAUGGGUCUCUGGUUGGCUGCUGUGAGAUCAGGAUGCUGGACUAGAUGGGCCAUUGGCCUGACCCAUCUUAAAGGUAAAGGUAAAAGGACCCCAUUAGGUCCAGUCGUGACCAACUCUGGAAUUGCGGUGCUCAUCUCGCUUUACUGGCCGAGGGAGCCGGCGUACAGCUUCCAGGUCAUGUGGCCAGCAUGACUAAGCAGCUUCUGGCGAACCAGAGCAGCACACAGAAAUGCCGUUUACCUUCCCGCCAGAGCGGUACCUAUUUAUCUACUUGCACUUUGACAUGCUUCCGAACUGCUAGGUUGGCAGGAGCAGGGACCGAGCAACGGGAGCUCACCCCGUCACGGGGAUUCGAACCACCGACCUUCUGAUCGGCAAGUCCUAGGCUCUGUGGUUUAACCCACAGCGCCACCCGCAUCCCUUCUGACCCAUCUUACCUCUUCCUAAUUUUGUUGGCAAAAGGGUUUAAUAACGUGCAUUGCGACACAUGUGCGUACUUUAGAAUAUUAGAUUUUGGAUGCAGAAAUCCAGGGCAGUCCCUGAGAUACUUUGGGUUUGGAUGGUUGUCUGAAUGCGCACACAGGCACAAAGUGACUAUUGUAGCACAGUUUCCAGCUCUUGCGGAACCUCUUGGAGUCUAAAACAUUGCAGCAGGUAUUGUGAGCUCAAGAUAAAUGCUGGAUUCUCUCCCGUCCAGCUGGCCGAAAACUCAAAACAGCUUUCCAGCCAGCAGGAGUUGAAGAGGUCCGCUCCAUCUUUCAGCGCGAUAAUGGGGAGUUUAAAAGAUCCUUGGCUGCCCAGGCCUGAUACAGCCUUUACUCUUCCUGAAACCAACACAUCCCUACGGCUGCUUGGAAGAGAUUAUAUUUCAGCAAACGAAGAAUCCCCCCGCGGGUGGCUGGAGGCUAAUUAAUUUCAGCGGUUUGUCAGAUCACACACUCUAAUUCUUGCGAUAAUAAUAUGAGAGGGUUGCAUCUGUUAGCAGUUUUCUGCUUUGCGACUCCAGCAGUUUUAGCUUGUGCCAGAAAGGACAUCUGCAAAGAGGGGUUUGGGGGGGGGGAUUGCCCCCUCUUCUUCUUUUAGCCAGUAAAUACCUCACGGCUUAUUGAUGUGUCCAAGUUUAGUCAACAAAAUGCUCUUUUUAAAAAUAAAGCUUGCUCUCGCUCUCUUUUUCAUUCGACAGCUUACCACACAGGUUGAUAAUGUGGUGCCUGUGGGUUUGGAUAUGCCCACAAGUGGCCUUUGCUGGGGGCUGAGGCCUCACCCCACCCUCCGAAUUAGGGGAGCAGGAAGCCAUCUCUAAUAGCCAAUAGAAGGCUGUUUUCAAGGCUAAUUUCAGGUGGAGUUACAGCUGGGAAGGGGGUGGUCUCCAUGAACAUCUCCCUUGUUCUCUUACAGUGGCAAUGGUGCCACCUGAGAGGUGCCAGAGCUGCAAAAAAGGCCCUGGUUCUAUCCAAAAAACCUGGGUUUGGCCUUGAUAGUGGUACCUUUUCUUUUAUUUAUAUAUAUUCCCUAUUUUUCUAACAGCAGGAGACAGCUGGCUCUUCCUUUAACCUAGUGCCCUUUGUCUGCGCAGAAAACACUGCUAUAAAACGUUGCCUUUUUCCUCUGCGGAGUUCAUUAUGGCACAGAGGAACUUGAGUCACGACUCAGGGAAUCCCCUUUUACGCUUCCUGGCGAUAGAGCACAGCUGUGCGCCUGCAGCUUUGGAAAACAACGGCAACAAUGAGGUGGGAGUGGCUGCAGGCCAGCCGUCCGUGGAGCAACGGGGAAGUCACGGGACAAUGGGGGUCUGUUGUUGGGAUGCCCCCUGCAUCCCUUGCCUUUGAUACGGCUACCAAGUCUUCACAGGGUACAAACGGCAUCCCGUUCCACUUAGUCACCGAGGCCAGUUAGUCAUCACACCUGCUUCUGUUUCCUUCGCUUUGAGCCAGGAUCCUGUUUCCCACCAGGCUAAAAGCCGAGGCAGGCCUUCCUGUGAGUCAUCGGCUGCGCUGGACGUUCCAGUUUGGAGCAAGCAUGGUGGCCGGGAUGGAAAAUCAUUUGGGAAAACAACAAUGUGGUCCUUCAGCUUUGCAGGCCUUGACCUUGCCACUGGCCUGUUGGGAACCUCGUAUAAAGUAAGACACAAGAUCACAAGAACAACCCCACUGGAUCAGUUCAAAGGCCCAUCUAGCCCAGAUGUCUAAGGGAAGCCCCAAAGCAGGACCUGAGUGCGAAUCUUUCCGCUUGAGAUUCCCAGCAACUGACAAAACAUUCUGAGCUUCCUCUCUAACCUUUCUCCAAAGGGAAGUUGCUCCAUCCCCUUUAUCAGUCUGGUUGAGUUUUCCUGAACCUUUUCCAUCUCUAUACAAUAUUCCUUUCAAAGGGAAGUGACACGGUAUUCUAAAUGCGACUGCACCAUAUUUUUUUGGAGAACAGCAUUAUCAAUCAAUCAGUCAAUCAAAUCUUUAUUACGGUCAUAGACCAGCAUAAGUACGGUGGGGUACAAUAAUUUAGAAUCGUUUUGGAACUCUAAAAAAGUAUUAAAACAGAAGGUAUCUCUAAAAGACUAUAAGAAUCUAAAAGAAGGGUUAGGAACAUUAAACGGAUAUGUUGUUUAGUCAUUUAGUCGCGUCCGACUCUUCGUGACCCCAUGGACCAGAGGACGCCAGGCACUCCUGUCUUCCACUGCCUCCCGCAGUUUGGUCAGACUCAUGUUUGUAACUUCGAGAACACUGUCCAACCAUCUCGUCCUCUGUCGUCCCCUUCUCCUUGUGCCCUCAGUCUUUCCCAACAUUAGGGUCUUUUCCAGGGAGUCUUCUCUUCUCAUGAGGUGGCCAAAGUAUUGGAGCCUCAGCUUCAGGAUCUGUCCUUCCAGUGAGCACUCAGGGCUGAUUUCCUUAAGAAUGGAGAGGUUUGAUCUUCUUGCAGUCCAUGGGACUCUCAAGAGUCUCCUCCAGCACCAUAAUUCAAAAGCAUCAAUUCUUUGGCGAUCAGCCUUCUUUAUGGUCCAGCUCUCACUUCCAUACAUCACUACCGGGAAAAGCAUGGCUUUAACUAUACGGACCUUUGUUGGCAAGGUGAUGUCUCUGCUUUUUAAGAUGCCGUCUAGGUUUGCCAUUGCUUUUCUCCCAAGGAGCAGAUAUCCAUUAAACGGAUAUGGAAGAGCAUAAAAGAUUAGUAUGUAAAAAACUACAACUAUCAGUUUAGAGAGCACUCUGAUGUGAGCGUUCAUUAGUUUGUGGCACAGGUCACCAUCUGAUGAAUUUUGAACGCUUCUGUGCAGAAUCUGGCAACAUUGUGUUUUGGAGCAGGAUUGGUAUCUGACCACAGCAGGGAGGUAUAAAAUUGUCUUGUGUGUCCUGGGUAUUUAUGGAGUAGUGGGGAGAUAAGGCUAAUAUGAAUGUCUCUAUAGUAUAGGCACUGGAGAAGCACACGCUCUGUUGUUUCAAUUUGUCCAGAGUCACAGGUGCAUCGUAUCUCCAAAUAAGCAGUCUUCCUGUAUCGACCUUCUGAAUGGCAGGCAUUAAUGAUAGCGGCAGUUUUAAGUUCCAAACAGCCCCAUCCCAUUGCUACGCUAGAACGCCGAGACAAGAAUAAGACCUCACACUGCAAAAUAUAUCUGCAUUUGCUUUAUCCCCUCGGGGGGCUGGUUUAAUUGCACAGAAACCAUACAGCCCACAGAGUUGGGUCUUAUUUAGGGUUAACUGCCUGAAAUGGGGGUAACGAUCAGGCAUCCUGCUGAAUGGGUUGAAUAUGAGUUUCUACCUUGCUGGGCCAAAAAGCAGCAGGCAGGCAGACAUUGUUGUUUUUUCUCUCUCACUCCGUUUCAGGCCCUCCUGAACGAUCCGCUCUACAUUGGCCUGAAGCACAAGAGAGUUCGUGGGAAACAGUACGACAGCCUGAUUGAUGAGUUUAUGCAAGCAGUUGCAAACAAGUGAGUGGAAUUUCGAGUGCGCGUGUUUCCUCCCAUUAGCUGCUUGGCUUUAAGAGAGGUUAAAACUAGCCACGCAAACAGUCCGUUUCAAGGCAAGACUUGGGCAGAGGGGAGCCAUUAAAUAUGUGCCCCUACGGGUGGUCUGAAAAUGACCCUUUGUGCUCGAGUCAAGGUUAUUUAUGUCCACAGAAAUCUGAUGGGAGAGAGACUCGUUUAUCUGGAACAAUUUCCUGCUGUCAUCGUAGGCCCCUCAGGAAGGGACAGUUGUGACUCACAUAUAGACAUGUUAAACAAGGCCCAGUUAUCACCAGGGUGGUUAAAUGUAUUUCUGUUUUUCUGUAUUUUUUUAAUUAAAAAAAAAAGGCACCCAGGAUUCUUUGAAGUUCAAAGAAUGGUGGUAUACUUUUAAAUGUCUAGUUCCAAUGCAUCAAAGCAAGUAAUUUGAAUUAGAUAUCCCGCUUUAUCACUACCCGAAGGAGUCUCAAAGUGGCUAACAUUCUCCUUUCCCUUCCUCCCACACAACAAACUCUCUGUGAGGUGAGUGAGGCUAAGAGACUUCAGAGAAGUGUGACUAGCCCAAGGUCACCCAGCAGCUGCAUGUGGAGGAGCGGAGACUUGAACCCAGUUCACCAGAUUACGAGCCUACCUCUCUUAACCACUACACCACACUGGCAUACCCUCCAAUGCCCCUCUGAUCAAAAUUGGGACGCUGGUUUUUUGGUCCCGAGCUAUUGCGGGAGGUAGUGGUUGGACAGUGUUCUUGAAGAUACAAACAUGAGUUUAACCAAACUGCGGGAGGCAGUGGAAGACAGGAGGGCCUGGCAUGCUCUGGUUCAUGGGGUCCCGAAGAGUCGGACACGACUAAACAACUAAACAACAACAAGAAGUGCAUGAGACCAAAAAUACGAGCAUCUUUUGGUCAGGCACUCUGGCGUGUGACAGCUGGACUGAAAAACGAAUUGGGACAGUAUGCAGAUGGGGCUUGAGUGGUAGGGGAGAUUAUAUAAUCCCCGUGCUUAUUUUAGCAGAUUGGAAUAUUGCACAGCUAUGCAAAUUCAGAUAAAGAGGGACAUUGGAAGCUGCCUUAUACCACAUCAGGCGACUGGUCCACUUAACUCAACAUUGUCUACACUGACUGGCAGCACCAGGACUUCAGACAUCUCUAUUUGGAGAUGCCAUUGGGAUCUUUAGUGUACAAAGCAUGUUCUCUACCACUGAGCUGUGGCCCUUCUCUGUAAACAUAUCAGCAGAAAUUCAAUAAAUAAACCUAAGCAUACAUUGGUGGGAGAGAUCGAAAAGAGAGUGGCAGUGAUUGGGGUCUCUCAGACUCUCUGUCCUUUCUCCAUACUGGUUCCACCAGUGGUUUAGCAGGCCCUUUGAACGUGGAUCUUUAAAGGGGAGCACAAUCGUAAGCAUUUAGAUUCCUGUGAGAACCAGGGAGCUGCUUCCAUUGGGAAUCUCUCCUACCAGCUCAGAGAAACAGGGAGUUUAAUGGAACACAGGAGAGGAAACUUAAGUGAAGAGUCACUGCUCUAAUAUGAACGUUACAAUUCAUUAGUAACAUCCAGCAGCUGUUCUGAUCUUCCAAGAUUCCUGGAGGGGCCUGUAAUUAGCCACUUGAUGAUGGUGCCUGUUAUGUACUGAGUUGAAUAGGAUCCAAACUGCAGCAGUCUGAUUGGUCCUAGAACAAUAGGAUCCAAAAUGCAGCAGUCUGAUUGGUCCUAGAACAAUAGGAUUCAGAAUGCAGCAGUCUGAUUGGUCCUAGAACAAUGCAGCAGUAUGAUUGGUUGGCAGGAACCACCCAAUCAUGCUCCAGAUAGAAGUGAAUCCACAACCUGAUUGGCUUACAGUAGAAUUCCGGAAUUAGCCAAUCAUGUGCAGCCCAUUGUGUAAAUAAUGUAUAUAAAGCAGAUACUGUGAGGGGACUUUCAUUCAUUCCUCCUCACCACUAUGAGCUGAAUAAAGAGCAUGAAAUCACUUUGCGACUCUGAGUAUAUUUCAGUGCCUCAGGCAUAUAGCUAUUUUUCAAACGUGAGCAAUUAAUAGAUUUUGGAAUAGUGAUGCAAAACAGAGUUGUUAGGUUGAUCUGCAAGCCGUUCCCCUAAAGCAGAUCAGCUGGUCCGUGGUGCUUGCAAAUCCACUUAUGGGGCAGCUGUGGCUUUACCUGCCGCACACCUGACAUCGUAAGGCAGGUGGGUGCAGCUUGACAUGGUCAGUGUGUCCUCAGUUUAAGAGGCUUGGCCCUCCUGAAUAGGCCCAUGAGCUAGCGGUUUCCCGUAAACGACUUGGGACCCAAAUAUCUUAAGAGUUACCUUCCUCAAUAAUGAAUUGCGGGGGGUUGGACUAGAUGACCCUUGGGUCCCUUCCAGUUCUAAGAUUCUAUGAAUCUGGCUGACCCCUGUGAUCAUCCGUUGAGAUCCUCUUCCACGUUCCCUUAACCAUCUGCAGUACAGCAUGUGAGCACAGGAGACAUACCCCUUUUUUUGGUGGUGCUAAAACAGUUCCAGUGCCCUGUGAAAAGACUGGGAAGAUAAUUAAGCAAGGGUUAAAAUGAUUUUUAGUUAAAUCACCUGCCUUUUAAUAAUCAGUUAAGUUGUGAGCUGGUCUUUGACCGUAAUAAAUUAUCUAUCUAUCUAAUCAGUUAAGUAUACCUACAUUUGCAUAUUGCAAAAUCAUCUCACUCUUCAAUUUAAUAAAUAAAAACUACGACUCUGUUUAAAAGAAGAAACAUCUUCAACAUUUUCUUCUCCUUCAGUGCUAACCUAGAUCCAAACUGUGUUUUAAAAAAUUAAAAGUGUUUCCUUAUCUUACAGCAUCACCGGUUUUAUUUUUCUCCCUCCGCAAUUAAAUUGGUUUCCAAUUAAGAAAUUAAAGUUUUGUUUGAUGCACCUGCCAAUUAAAUGGCAAGCUUAUCAUCUCUGCGAGGUUGUCAUUUUCACCAUUCCAGCAGAAAGGGCAAGAGGCAGAAAUUCCAGGGGCAGAUUGCUGGGGGGAAGGGCCAAGCUGGCACUCCUGGGGAGUAAUCCAAUUCAGUUCACAUUUGCAGGUGAACCUAUCUAAUUUUGCACUUUCAGAAAUGAUGUGUGUGAACAGCCAUAUUACUGGACAUUGCACACAAAAUAUGUCAGGAGAAAUUCACAUUAAGAUGCCAACAAGUUUUCAUGAGGGGUUCAAGGGGGCGAUCACAAGUCGAUGUAGAAAUGUGGAGAGGUAAACAUAAGGGUGGAAAAACGAGGAACUAGAGAGGAAAUGAAAUUGACAGAUUCACCAACCCCCAGCUGCCUCUAGAGAAAUUGAACCUGACACCAAAAUUCGUCAGUGAAAUACUUAAAACAAAUAUGACCUCAUGCUGAUUUCUCUUGACCUCAUUUGAGGCCUAUCCACACUGACCUGGAAGUAAGUCCCACUGAACAGAAUGGGACUUACUUCUGAGUAGGCAUGCAAAGGAUUGCACCAGCUAAGCUGAAAAACCCUGUGCAGACUUGCAGGCUCCACUGAACUCGGUGGCGUUUGUUUCCAAGUGAAGAACGUGUAGGAUGGAACUUCCCAUAUCCUCCUCCCCUUUGCCUCUUCCCUCACUGCAAUACUGUGCCGCAGCCGUGUCAGUCGUCGGUCUCCAGGUAUCAGGGAAAUGCUGGAUUCUGGUCCAGCCUCAAACCUCCUGCUUUGUGUUGGCAUGAUGGGUGUCUGAGCGAGAGGCUCAGAUGCGCUCCCACACUCUCAGGAGCGCUGUCGCUGAAGUCUCAUUAAACUGUCAACAGCCUUCUCCUAUUUCCUUUCACGCCGCACACCCAUUUUGCCAGGCUGACUGCGAAAAGGAGAAGCUUGCUCCCUUUCAUCAGCCCUCCUCCCCUGUUUUGACAGCAGGCCGCAAAUCCCGAGAAGGCAGACACUCGGGACGACUGGCGCAACUUUGCUGGAGGAGGAGGAGGAGAGAACAGCAGGAAACAUUGUUGAGAGAUGCUUCGUUCAGCCAGUAUCCCUGACCCAAAGCUCCUAGGGUUGGGGGACCCAUGACAUUCCCUAUCCCCAGAAGUUGUUGGCGUUCCCCAUUAUCUCUGACCAUUGGCCAUACUGGUAGGGAGCUGUUAUUAUUUUUGCCCUUUGCCCCAGGGCAGGUUUCAGCAUUAUAACGCAAUAUUAAAAACCGUUUAAAGCAACUUGCUGGCACCAAGGUUGGUCCAAAAAAUAUCCACUUUGAGUGCCAAAAGACAGAGCAAAGAGGUGCAUCUUCACCAUUGGCCAGAAGGUCCCAGGUGCAACUCUAUGGAGAGAGAAUUUCAGGGCUGCUGCAGAGAGCGCCCUCUUCUGGUCCACCACCAACUAAGCUUCUAAGGGAGAAGGAACUACCAAGAAGGCCCCCUUUGCUGAUCUUAGAACCCAAGGUGGGUCUGUAGAGAUAGAAGUGGUCUUUCAAGUAUUUGGGGCCCGAGUCGUUGAGCUGGAAUCCAGCAGCAUCUCAGUGGCAAAUUUAGCUGACAAAUUUGAGCUGCACAAUUAAAGUAGAUUUUGAGCUCCUGCACAACAAACCCGCUUCCUCCCGGAGUCCUUUUUGCAGCCAGGAAAGUGACAGGCGAAAUUCAUCAUCAAGAAGUGUGGGAUAACGUGUACUUGACACCCAACAUUGUCUAACCUCCCCACAAAAAAUCAGGACAGAUGCUCGCUAAAUAGCCAGCAGGCAAAUCACAAUGGAUUCUGAAUGCACAGGUCAUCUGAAAGCACUCACGAGAAGCGGGUUGGGGCAGUAUGCCUGGGAAUUUUCUGCCAAGUAUUCAUUUGUUUGCAGAGCCCUGCUGAGAGGCUGUGCCCUUUGCUCCAGCUGAGUGCCGGUUCCUGAUACGUGGUGACGUGGUAAAUCUCAAGGGCGGGCAGAGUACCUGUUCUUGCUAACAGGAUUGUGAGGCCAAAGGUAACCAGCUUUAUUAAAUGCGAACCCUGGAAUUUGGGGCCUUCUCCAAACUGAUGCCAAAGUUUUGUACUUGUUUUGUACCACAAGCUUUGCGUUCUGUAACCCCCCCCCCCUCAAAUGAGCAAUUGAUACAGGAUUUGCUAUCAGUUUGGAGGGGGUUCCAAAUUUUGGGGUUUGCAUUUAAUAAAGCUUAUGCAAUCUCCAAAUCCCCCCCCAAAGAAAUUUCUUAAUAUUUUUAUAUUGCAUUGAUUUUCUUAUCCCUUUCUGUUUAUUCUGCCAGUUACGCUACCUCUCCUGUGAGUAGCCUUGGGCGACCUGAAAUAGAAAGAAGGGAUAUGAAAACGGGUUUUAAGAAAUACCGAAAAUUGUUACACUUUUUCAGUCUUGGGUGCCCACUGUCAGAUCCAACCACUUUAAGUGGGGACUCUCUAGUCGACCUGUUUACUGAGUAUUCAUCUUGAUUUGCAUGUCGCAAGGCUUGCAUGGGGGUUAUAAUAUUUUCUAUCCACGUACCUAUUUCCUGCAAUAAGCUACUUCGUUGUUUUCCUUACCUCCAAACAUCUCCCAGUGCAAACAUCUCCAGGGAGAAGUCUGCUCUCUAACCAAAAUUCAGCCCCUUAAUCCUGCCUUCCUCUGCAACCCGGGAGGGUCCCAAGAGGUAAUUGGGACCAAUUAUUCCAAGACUCUGCUUCUGCGCUUAUGCCUCCAUCCAUGCCACCCUUUCCCAGCUGUGAGAAAACAUUGAGUCAUGUGAACUUUCCCUUGCAGUUUGCAGUCCAGCAGUAACUGGACUUCAUGUGAUGUUAGCGCACGUUUUCAUAGACCGAUUUCUUCAGCCCGAUGAGUCUGAGGUGACCUUUCGUUUUCCUAAUCGUGCAGUUUUCGCCCUUUCUGAUUUUUGCAUCAUCCGCUAACCAAGAAUGCAUACUAUUUCCCCACUGCAAGCACUCCAUGCUUGUCGUGUUACUCAUUCUCUCUGCUAAACCCAUCAGGGCAAACCCUGGGCUGGCCAUCUUCUUUUACUAGCUCAAGGGAAGAGAGCCUAAACUUGGGGGAAGUUUCUUUUCCUUUCUCCAAGUGAGUAUUUCGGCAGGAAUUUUAACGCCGAACACUCGCUCUCGUAAACGUCAGGGUCCGUGUUGUGAAGAGUUUGCGAGGGCAGAGCCUGUAAGUGGGUCAUCCGUGUGAAACUUGCAAGAAGCUGCCAGAAGGCCAAUAUUUUUUUUUAUGCGUUCAUGGUUUUGGUUCUGCACUGGAAGCUGCUGUGGAGCACAAUGUUGUUUUCUUCCGGAUGAGCCAGCAGUUUCAGAGUUUGACCCACAGGACUCAGGCCAGGGCACUGUUCACGGGUGCCCUGGGUCUUUUAAAGUGGGUAUGGGGUGGGUCUCCUCAGGUCCUACUUGUGGGUUUUCCUUUGGCAUCUUUAUUGGCUGCUGUCUUGCAUUAGAUGGGCCUUUGAGCCUAUCCGGAAGAGCUCUUCUGCAUUCUUGUGGCUCUCUCCUUCUCCUCCUCUCCACCUCUUCCUUAAAAGAAAACAAGAUGCUGGAGCCCUUUUUGUGGUCCACUUUGGGAUAAGGAUACGGCCUCUUGCGGGUCACAUGCUUUCACCUGAGAACCAAUCAUUUCAGCAAGGUUCUGUGGGACAGCAGAUCAAAAAUAGCAUACCCCCCUAUCAGGGCUGGAUUUAGGUUUGAUGAGGCCCUAAGCUACUGAAAGUAAUGGGGCCAUUUAUAUGUCCAGCUGUCCUUUGUCAACCGCAAAUUGUUGCUGUUUUUUGUGUUGAAUAUAUGCUACAUGGUAAUUUAUGAACCUAAUAGGUAUCUAAAGCCAUUUGCACAUGUUACUGUGCAACCAGUCCAUGCUGAAUGUAGGCACCCUAUAUAUAAAGGUAAAGGGACCCCUGACCGUUAGGUCCAGUCGCGGACAACUCUGGGGUUGCGGCGCUCAUCUUGCUUUAUUGGCCGAGGGACCCAGCAUACAGCUUCCGGGUCAUGUGGCCAGCAUGACUAAGCCGCUUCUGGCAAACCAGAGCAGUGCACGGAAACGCCGUUUAACUUCCCGCCGGAGCGGUACCUAUUUAUCUACUUGCACUUUGAUGUGCUUUCGAACUGCUAGGUUGGCAGGAAUAGAAAUGAGCAAACCAGUGAUAUUUUAGGGAGCAAGCUGGCAGGCGGGGCCCAUGACUUACAUCAUAGGCUGACUCCAGAGCACGGCACCAAAAAAACAGAAGGAAAACUUACCUUGACCCCGUACGUCACCACUCUCCUCUUCCUUCUUGAGCCACAGAACUUCCGGAAGUACGUCUGCAUUGUUUGGAGGAGGAGGAAACUGGUCGUGAUGCUGCAGAGGUCGGGGCAACCUUCCCUGGGCCGCUCUGGACAGCACAGUGUCUCCCAAUGUUGUGCAGGCUGGGGCAACCUUCCCCAGGACACUCCAUUCCACAUAGCCUCUCAUGAGGCUGCGGAGCAGGAGGUGGAAGACAGAAAACAGAAAUAGGAGAGGGGAAGGGGGGCCAAGGAAUGAGUUGCGGCAGUAAGUGGGCGGGCAAGAAAGGGUUUGGCAGCAAGGAGGGGGCGAGCGAUGGGAUGGGGGGUGCCCCAAAUUUUCCUCCCAAAAUGUUGGGGGGUGUAUGAGAUAGUAGCAUUUAAGUGGAGAUACGUUUCUAUUUUUUAAAACGGAAAGGAGCUUUUAUGGCGUGCUUUACAAGUGGUCCCUGAAAAACGGGUACCUGCCUGUAGAAUGAAUAGGAUGAGGGGCCUUUGUAAGAAUUGAGUGCUUCCCCCCCGCUUCAAAGGAGUGGGUUACUUGUCUGGAUCAAUAAAGAGAGGCCAUCAUUGGACCUUCCUGCUGACAGGCACUUUUUAGCACCGUAGCAGGGGAAAUUGUCCACAAAUAUCGAGGACAAAAAAAGGCCCCGUCUGAGAGAGGCUGACAAAGGCUGGAGUCUUUUUAAAAGCUGCAAUGAAUGGGGCUCUCAGUGGCCUGGCUAGAAGCGAAAGAUGAUUUGUCUGGUUUCAGUUUCUGGUUUCAAGCCCUCGGUGUGUCCCACUUGUUCACGCCGGAUUUCUCAGGGAGAGCUGUGCCAACGUUUCCCUGCAAUGCUUGAGGUCCCAAAGGCAGCAGUAUUGUGAUUAUGAUUAUUCAUACGCUGCAGGGUUUAGUUCUCUCUCUUUUCUUUUUUGUCACUUGGGCUGCCUCCCGACUGUCACCGUUCUUCGCGAGGGAUUCAAGCGCACACCAAAGGUGUAGGUUUGCAGAGUUAAAGUGGGUUAAAGGGGCCUGAUAAAGGUAAAGGUAAAGGUACCCCUGCCUGUACGGGCCAGUCGUGACCAACUCUAGGGUUGCGCGCUCAUCUCGCUCAAGAGGCCGGGAGCCGGCGCCGUCCAAAGACACUUCCAGGUCACGUGGCCAGCGUGACGAAGCUGCAACUGGUGAGCCAGCACCAGUGCCGCACAUGGAAAUGCCGUUUACCUUUCCGCUAUAAAGCGGUACCUAUUUAUCUCUUGCACUUAGGGGUGCUUUCGAACUGCUAGGUGGGCAGGAGCUGGGACCGAACGAUGGGAGCUCACCCAGCCGCGGGGAUUUGAACCACCGACCUUACGAUCAGCAAGUCCUAGGCACUGAGGUUUUACCCACAGCGCCACCUGCGUCCCUAAGUGGCCUGAUACACCAGUGCAAAACACAAAUCCACUUUAAAGGAGAAACUUGGCUUUCUAGAGUUUGGAAACUGAAAGGGAGGUGCUUUGGAAAGUGUAAAAUGAACAAAUCACUAACAGGAUGACAUAUAAGCACCCCGCAAGCAAGCAUUAAGCAUUAAUUGUGAUUUAUUUGCAUUGAGGUCCUAUAACCCCAGUGCAAAUCAAUCACAACUAAUGCUUAAUAAAGACCAGGUACAUUCCUAACUUCCAUGUAAGCUUUGUGCAAGAAAAUUCAUCAUGAAUGCUCAAUAAAUAUUUAGAGGAGCAUGUAGUCAUUGAACAUACUAAUGACCUGCUGGCCAUAUGUCUAUCUCUUCUUUAUUCAUUUACAUUUGAGAAGACAUUAUUGAUUCCUGCCCUCCAUGGGCACAAGAUGUUGGACAUAACAUUAUGUUCGCUGACUGGGAACAGUUAUGGACCACAGGUAUGAAGUUUACGGCAUGUAAUGCCUUAAGAGAGAAUAUUAUGAAAAUGAUAUACAGGUGGUAUAUGACCCCAGUCAAGCUUGCAAAAAUUUAUCAUUUGCCCGAUAAUAAAUGUUGGAAAUGUAAAGAAACUGAAGGUACAUUCUUUCACCUUUGGUGGACGUGCCCAAAGAUUAAGGCUUUCUGGGAAAUGAUAUACAAUGAACUGGAAAAGGUAUUUAAAUAUACCUUUCUGAAGAAACCAGAGGCCUUUCUCUUGGGCAUUGUCGGCCAACUGGUGCCAAAGAAGGACAGAACCUUUUUCAUGUAUGCUACAACAGCAGCAAGAAUACUUAUCGCAAAGUAUUGGAAGACACAAGAUCUACCCACUUUGGAAGAAUGGCAGAUGAAGGUGAUUGACUACAUGGAAUUGGCGGAAAUGACUGGCAGAAUCCGAGACCAGGGAGAAGAGUCGGUGAAAGAAGAUUGGAAAAAUUUAAGGACUAUUUACAGAAAUAUUGUAAAAUUAAGGAACUUUAGAAGGAUGUUGGAUAGAAAUUAAGAGGUUUUUAGCUGUAAUGCUUUAAGAGACAUGAAAAAAAAGGUUAACAAUUGGGUAAAAGAUUAAUGGUAAGGAUUUGCUGAACCAACAAACUGAAUUGGAAUACAAAGAAGGGAGGUAUGAGGAGGUCUGGGGAAAUAAGAGUAAGGAAGAUAGGUUAUGGAACAUCAUUGUGUUUUUAAUUGUUUUAUUUUGUAUGUUUUUUCUUACUUUUUACUUUUUUGCUGUAAUUUAUACUUUUUUCUUUGUUUUCUGUAUUUUUGUGAAACUUUAAUAAAUAUCAUUUAAAAAAAAAAAAAAAAUUGAUUCCUGCCCUCCUUGUAGCCCACAAAUGCCAAAAUCAGAAAUUUGCCUCUUGAGUCAUCUGUUUUGUGCUUCCAAAAUAUAGAAGGCAAAGGAAUUUGUUUUGAAUGGGGUUUUUACAGCGAAUUUGAUGGUUCCAAGCCAACGGAGCCUGUCUUGUGUUGGACCACAUCUUAAACUGAGCACCUUUUUGACAUUCAACACUAGCCCUACUCAGAGUAGACCUGUCAAAGUUAAAGGCCAUGGCUCACAUAGGUUCAUUUCAGUGGUUCUACUCUGAGUAGGACUUCGCUGAAUGCAACCUAUUGCCAGGAUCUUUUAAUGGUUUUUUAAAUAAUGUUUUUAAUGGUCGACCAGCCGUGUGCAAAAUUAUAAUAUUCUAUAAUGCUGCGCGAAGGUGGAUCUUCCAUUUCUUCCUGGAAAGACUUGCGCUGACACCAGACUCCAGCUCAGUUAAUCUUUAUCUUUCUUUUGAAACCUGCAGGUAUGGGAUGAAUUGCCUCAUUCAGUUUGAAGACUUUGCCAACGCCAAUGCCUUCCGCCUUCUCAACAAAUACCGCGACAGAUAUUGCACGUUCAAUGAUGACAUUCAAGGUAAGAGAUGCAGAGCGUUCGCUGACGAGACACGGGACUUGGUACCAUGCUGCGUGGAGUUUCGCAUGCAGCUGCUUUCUGCUGUUGAGGAAAUUGGUCAAAGGAUGAGCACAGAAGCUGUGUGGCGUCUUAGACGUGUGGAUGUGCUGAACUAGCUCAUCCCAGACUUGAGGAAAAAGUCCGCAGGGGCAUUCGGAAGUGUUGUUGGCAGCGGAUGACACCCAUUAGUACAACUAUCUGGCAGUAAGAAGACUCAUUUCUUCUUGGCUGCUACUGUGAUGUCAGUAACAGAUGGUAAGGUUCUGGGCGACAUGGAACUACCAUCAAUUGGGUUUCUCUGGGGCUUGUUCAGCUUUUUGCAACGCCUCGUUGAUCUUUUCCUUUUUAAGUUCUGUUCAGAUAAGUGUUUUGGAGUCUGUUUCCUGCUGUUUGGGGGCUGGGGGCUUUAAAUAUGCUUGUAUUAGGCUACUGAGGAAUGCAAAUUCACGGUCACAUUGCAGCCUUUUAGGGUCAGCUGGAUUCUGGAUUACACUUACACACACACACACACACACACACACACACACACACACAUCUUAUUCCUUUCACUGAUGCACUUUUCUUCCACAAACCCCACCCUCUGCUCCCCUGUGAAACUGGAAAGAUAAUUGGAAAAUACCGUUAGUUUCUUGCAUCAGUAGACCCCACUGGUAGGAUUAAGGGCCCCUACAGAUGUCCUUCUCAUUUUGCAUCCACAAUUAUUUGUGCUCAUUCUGGUAUCAAGGUGUUGUUGUUGUUUAGUCGUUUAGUCAUGUCCGACUGUUCGUGACCCCCUGGACCAGAGCACGCCAGGCACUCCUGUCUUCCACUGCCUCCCGCAGUUUGGUCAAACUCAUGCUGGUAGCUUCAAGAACAUUGUCCAACCAUCUUGUCCUCUGUCGUCCCCUUCUCCUUGUGCCCUCCAUCUUUCCCAACAUCAGGGUCUUUUUCAGGGAAUUUGGAUUACUGUGAUGUUAAAAGGUCUGCCUUGGAUUCGUAUUGAGAUCAUUCUAUCAUUUUUGAGAUUGCAUCCCUGUACAGCUUUCGCCACUCUUUUGUUGACUAUGAGGGUCACUCCAUUUCUUUUACGGGAUUCUUGCCCACAGUAGUAGAUAUUUUGUUGUCAUCUGAACUGAAUUCGCCCAUUCCCGUCCACUUUAGUUCACUGAUGCCCAGGAUGUCAAUAUUUAUUCUUGCCAUCUCAUUUUUGAUAUUUGAUAUUUAUUCUUGCCAUCUCAAAAAUGAGAUGGCAAAAAAAUGAGAUAGUAUCAAGGUAGUCACAUGCAAUUCCGCUUUCAACACUGCACCCUCAAAGGUUUUGGGGGUGGGCAUGCUGCAAAGCUGUGGUUUUCCCAGUAGUGAUGUAUGGAAGUGAGAGCUGGACCAUAAAGAAGGCUGAUCGCCGAAGAAUUGAUGCUUUUGAAUUAUGGUGCUGGAGGAGACUCUUGAGAGUCCCAUGGACUGCAAGAAGAUCAAACCUAUCCAUUCUGAAGGAAUGGAAAAGCAGCAUGUUCAUGAUGUUGUUGUUGUUGUUGUUUAGUCGUUUAGUCAUAUCCGACUCUUCGUGACCCCAUGGACCAGAGCACGCCAGGCACUCCUGUCUUCCACUGCCUUCCACAGUUUGUCAAACUCAUGCUGGUAGCUUCGAGAACACUGUCCAACCAUCUUGUCCUCUGUAGUCCCCUUCUCCUUGUGCCCUCCAUCUUUCCCAACAUCAGGGUCUUUUCCAGGGAGUCUUCUCUUCUCAUGAGGUGGCCAAAGUAUGGUAGCCUCAACUUCAGGAGCUGUCCUUCCAGUGAGCACUCAGGGCUGAUUUCCUUAAGAAUGGAGAGGUUUGAUCUUCUUGCAGUCCAUGGGACUCUCAAGAGUCUCCUCCAGCACCAUAAUUCAAAAGCAUCCAUUCUUCGGCAAUCAGCCUUCUUUAUGGUCCAGCUCUCACUUCCAUACAUCACUACUGGGAAAACCAUAGCUUUUACUAUACGGACCUUUGUCGGCAAGGUGAUGUCUCUGCUUUUUAAGAUACUGUUUACACCUGCCAAAAACAAAACAAAAAAACACCAGUCUGGAAGGACAAAUAUCAGCCUAGUCUCAGAGCAGUAUGGCCAGAAUCCAGGCUGGGAAGAUGGGGGAAUGUCUUGUCCCACACUAGCUAGAGGGGGAUUGUGGUGACAUUUAAAGCAGAAUAAGCAUAACUUGUGAACAAUGGUGCAUUAGCUGAAAUGGGGGGUGACUCCCAAGAGACAAUUAAAGCUUUGAUUGCAGCCUUCCUCUCCCUUUCCAAAGGAGACUUACAGCUGGAAUCCUAAACACACAUUCUUUCAAAUAAGCCCCAUUGAAAUUAAAGCCACUUACUUGCAAGUAAACAUGGUGAGGGACUGGGCCCUUAGCCAGUCUAGCUUCCCUUUGUUAAUUAAGGAACUCUGUUUGAAGUAGAAACUUGCAAGUUUGCGGAAAGCAAAGAGACCAGUUUACAAAAGAAUCCCUUCAGCAAUCUGUGGCAAGAUUUAUUUUUUUAAGAGUGACCCUUUGGGAUUAAACAAACAUUGAUUAGCCAACGGUUUGUGCAAAGCAGCUGCGAACACCUUUUUUUUUUUUUUUAACCCCCCCUUCAAGUUCAGCAAACUGUAAUCCCAAAGAUAAAUUAUUCUUCUGUGCCCACGGUGCAUUAAUUUUGUUGUCUUUUGAGUAAUUGGAGAGCGAGAGAACAAACAUGUGGAGGCGAUGGAGGAUUAGAAACACAUUUUGAGGAGGGGAAAAAACCCUAUUACUGGUUCUUGUCGUUGCACCAAAGCCUUGCAACCUUUUCAUCCUAUCUGGAAUUGGAUAGGAUUAUGAGUAACGACACACCCUGUCUUGCAGGGAUAUAGGCUUCUUAAAACCACAUCACAGAACAGGCUGAGUCAUACAGCAACAUCGAUGCCUCAACCCACUCACCCCACUUCUUCUAUCUUUAUGAGAGCAUUUUUAAAAAAAUAAACACCCUGAGUUUAUUUGGCAGUGUCCACUUAGUUAGCUUUACAAACCAACUAUUAAUCCGUAGCUCCACCUAGUGGAAAGAGGAGUGCAGAGCAGUUUUGAGAUGAUGAACAUUCAUAUACAGUCAUACCUCUUCUUGCGAACGCUUCAUGUUGCCUUUAUUUGGAUUAAGAAUGCGGCAAACCCAGAAGUGUUUACAUGCGCAGAAGUGCUGCUCUGGUUGCAGACUUUUCAGGGUGCAAACGGCACCCCAGAACGGAUCGUGUCCGCAACCAGAGGUACCGCUGUAUAAGAUAGCUAGCUAGCUAGAUGAUAGAUAGAUAGAUGAUAGAUAGAGGUAGAUGGAUGGAUAGAUAGAUGAUAGAUAGAUAGAUAGAUAGAUAGAUAGAUAGAUAGAUAGAUAGAUGAUAGAUAGAUAGAUAGAUAGAUAGAUAGAUAGAGAUUGCUGUCAUUUAGUCAUUUAGUCAUGUCCGACUCUUCGUGACCCCAUGGACCAGAGCACGCCAGGCACUCCUGUCUUCCACUGCCUCCUGCAGUUUGGUUAAAAGAUAGAUAGAUAAAUAGCUAGAUACCCUUUAAUCUUUCGUGCAAGAAUGGAUUAUUGCAUAAAGGCCUUUUAAAGUGAUUAUAGGAAAAAGCAAAGACAUCAUCGGAGGUCUUACAAGCAGCCUUCUAAGAAACAGUGGUUUGAUUACAUCUGUAGGAAGGUUUCGUUUGAACCAAGGAGGAAAACAACUAUGUGUGUUUCAGGCAGUGAGCUGAUUGGUCAACACCCAGAACACAGGAAACUGCCCACUGGGUGACCUUGAGCCAGUCACUGUCUUUCCCCCUAACCUACCGCGCAGGGCAGAGGUCAGCAAGGUUUAUCUUGCCUGGGCCAGAUCAGUCCCAUGGAGAUCCCUCCGUGGGCCGGAUCCCACGCCUGCGAUUUUCGGUGUCUGCGCUAAAUGCUAAAUAACUAUAAAGUGAGUCCUAAAAAUACACACCGCAAGGGUAAAAAGGUGAUGGGUGGGGGGAACCAAUAAAGGACUAAGCCUAGAAUCCUACCUGUGCAACUUCUUCAAAAGGAAAAACAGAAUAGCUCACCUGAAGUGUGCGGAAGGAGGCGGACUGACAGCUGAGCCAACAUUCAUCUCACUGGAUUUCAUGAAUGCCAUAGCAAAUUGUAAAGCUGUGUUCACACUGCGGGCAAGGAACCUGCUGUGAUUACUCUUCAAAUAACUGUCUGCAUUUCCCCCUUUGAUGUGGCGUUUCCUAACACUUAAAAGCAGAGCCGCAGCACCUGCUGGGUUUUAAAUGUUGUUUAGAUUGCAUGCUUGCCCAAGAUAAUGUUGAAAUCUCUCCCCUCCUGAACUAUUCAUUAUAGUUUUCUCUGUGCCUAAUUGAGACAGGCAUGGAAGGGAGGCAGGUGAAGGAAAUUAAAGGGAAAUCUGUGUUAAUUUUUAAUCCUAGCUGGAUAAAUGUUUCCUAAGACUGUGAUCUGAAAGACUGCUAAUGUGCUCAGUGUUCUGCUCAUGAGCUUUCUGGAGAUACAACACAAGACGACAAGCAUUUGGGCUUCUUGCGUUCCUUUGUUUUUCAUCCAUAUUCAGUGGUGCCCAUCUUUCAUUUCAGAACGAAUCUGAGCAAUCCACAAGCCGCCUUGUGUCUCUCAAACGUGGGUCCCCAGCUGUUGCUGGACUACAACUCCCAUCAUCCCUAGCUAGCAGGACCAGUGGUGAGGGAUGAUGGGAGUUGUCGUCCGACAACAGCACAAAAUACUACCAAAAUACAAAAUCAGGCAUUCUAACAAUCAACACAUUUAAGACAGGCAGCAAAAUACACUUCAAAGCAAACACCUUGCAGAACUUGCACCAUGUUUCAAAAGCUGCUAGAGACAGAAACAUAUUUGUUAACCUCCGAGAAGAAUGGCAGAUGAAAGUGAUGGACUACAUGGAACUGGCUGAGAUGACCGGCAGAAUUCGAGACCAGGGAGAAGGGUCGAUGGAAGAAGAUUGGAAAAAAUUCAAAAUAUACCUUCAAAAAUAUUGCAAUAUAAAAGAAUGUUAGAAAGAGGUUGGAGAAAGAAUAUUAGGUCGUUCUGGUAGAUAUGAUAUAAUGGACUAAGCAAAAAUGAGUUGUGGAAAUUGAUGAAAUAGAGGAGGUUUAAUUACAUUAUUUUAAUUUUAAAAUACGUAAAUGAAAAUAAGGUUAGAAGGAUUUGCUGGAAAUACGAUCUGAACUAGAAUACAAAAUUGGGAGGUGAGAGGAGGUCAUGGAAAUAAGUAAAGGGAAAAGGUUAAGUAAAGGUUUAAUCUGUUUUUGUUUUAUUUUAACUUAAUGUAUUUUUAUUUUUUUUUGUUAAGUCUUCUUUUUAUUCUAUUUUAUUGUUCUUUUUUAUUUGUUCAUUCUACGCUUUGUUACGGUUAAAGCUUUCUUUGUAUUUUGUAUGGUUUUUCUUUUUCUUUUUUGUAACUUUAAAUUCGGAAUAAAUAUCAUUUAUAAAAAAAAAAGAAACAUAUUUGUUAACCAUUUCAAAUCGGCAGGGAGUUCCAUAAUUUUGAUGCCACCACUGAAAAGCCCUGUUUUUUUCAACUGUCCAACGGAUCUCAUGAGUAAACGGGACAGAAAACAGUUGCCUCUGCUGCUGAUUUUGAAGCCCUGGGAAAGUUUGACUGUCUUGUUAUCUCUGUGUUCCCAGGGACAUUUCCAGCAACGGCAUGUGACUCUAUGGGGUUUGGGGUUGUUGUUUUCUUUUCCCAGGAACUGCUUCUGUUGCAGUAGCUGGCAUCCUUGCAGCCUUGAGGAUCACAAAGAACAAGCUUUCUGACCACAAAUUUGUCUUCCAAGGAGCUGGAGAGGUAGGAUCCCUGUUACUCUUGAGGAAAGGCCGAACAAGUCACCGUUUCCCUUUUGCUCAUUCCUUUUUCUCUUUUUAAAUAGCUGAACAGAAAUUUGAAAGCAGUGAAGUCAUCGUAAGCCUCAGGAGGCGGGGGUAGUUUUGAGCUUUGCAGCUCUCCUCACAUGGUUGCUUUGCAGAAAGAGAUUACACAGCUGUGAGGGAGACGGCCCAGAACGACCCUUGUGUUUAUGGCUUGGGAUGUGAGCCUACAUUUGUGCCAAGUCCCUAAAGAUCCUGCAGCGUUUCGUAGAGAAUGAGACAUGACCCACGGCUACCCAUAUUUCACAAGCUUCUGCUUUGUGUCUAGCGAAUGAAGUAAACAGUGCUUCAGAUUAUUUUAAUUAACAAAAAAAUAACACACACCAAAACCAGCCAGAAACCAGAAUCACCUCCCUUCCCAGGUGAUUUUUCUUUCUGGUCCCCCCCCCCCAUUCCGGGAAUGAAUUAGAAUUACAGAAUUGCACAGUUGGAAGAGACCACAACAGUCCUCUAAUUCAACCCCUUGGUAAAUGCAGGUUCUACAGUGCAAAAAUGGAUGACCACCCCAUCAUCUCCUUAGGAGUCUCUAGCAAAAGAGAGCCCACUACCUCCCAAGUCUGCCUGUGGUCACUAUCAAACAACUCUAACUGAUAGGCAAUUUCUCCUAAUAGAGGAAAUGAUUGCUGGUGGUGGUUGAUUAGAUUUAUAUAUCGCCUUUCAUCAAAAGAUCUCAGAGCGGUUCAGAAGAUAAAAGCACAAAUAAAUAGUUAAAACAGAAACAAUACCCCCCCCAAAAAACCCCACAAUUAAAAGACUGUAGAAUAUUAAUCAGCCAAAGGCCUGGUUGAAGAGGAACGUUUUUGCCUGGCAUCUAAAAAUACGUAAUGAAGGUGCCAGGCAGGCCUCCCUGGGGAGAGCAUUCCACAAAAGGGGAGCCACUGCAGAAAAGGCCCCGUUCUUGUGUUGCCACCCUCGGGACUUCUUGUGGAGGAAGCACACAAAGAAGGGCUUCAGAAGAUCACAGAGUCUGGGUCUGUUAAUAUGGGGACAAGUCAUCCUUGAAAAUUGCGGUUCUGAGGCUUUAGAGGUCAACACCAGCACUUUGAAUUGGGCAUGUCAUCGGUUGUCUUUUCUGUCUGUGUUUUCAGGCAGCGAUGGGCAUAGCUCACCUGAUUGUGAUGGCCCUGGAGAAGGAAGGAAUUUCAAGGGGAGAAGCUAUCAAAAAAAUCUGGAUGGUGGACUCCAAGGGACUCAUUGUAAAGGUAUUAACAACAGGUCUAUGCUCCCCAUCCUGGGGCAAGUCUGGGGGAAGGCAGGGGUGUGUGUGUGUGGAGAGCAACUUUGCAAAUGUUUGGGAUGGCUCAGUGCAGAAAUGAAAGAAGCCUAUUGUGAAGAGCACCUAUUGGCUAGCACCCAUGGCCACAAACACAUGUAUGCCAAUAUAUCUUGACAGUCCAGCAUGCUGCUGUAUAAUACUUGUCUGUAAUGCAGUUUGCAAUGGUGAGUUCACAGGACUCAUGGAAUCCUGUCCAUUUUCAUCCUCUGUUCCUUUUGAAAACCGAGCCCAGUUCCCCAAGGCCUCUAUACAUAGGAAUGUAUUAGUUUCUUGGAUUUCUCAAAUCCUCUUCCCUCCCCCCCCUUGCUCCAACCCCAAGCAUUUGGGAUAGAUAGCUAAAAAAAAAUUUUUAACACAUGCAUACUGACAAAACCAAAUAGAAUGAAAUAUCCAUUAAAUAGAAAAGUGGUGUGUCAAAUUUUAAGUGAGGCCAUCGUCUCCCUUCUUUAACCGUCAAAAGUCAACGCAGCAAAUGGCAUUCCCUCCAACAUUUCUCCGAUGAAAAUGGGGACAUCCCAUUCCAUAAUGAUAAUUUUGCUAUUUAUACCCUACACAUCUUACUGGGUUGCCCCAGCCACUCUGGGCAGCUUCCAACAUAUAUUAAAACAUAAUAAAACACUAAACAUUUAAAAAACCCUUUUCUAUACAGGAUUGCCUUCAGACAACUUGGGGGGUCGGAUAACUCCAUACCCUCCAAUAUUUCUCCCAUGAAAACAGGGACAUCCUAAGGAAAAGUGGGACAUUCCAGGAUCAAAUCAGAAACUGGGACAGUGUCUGUAAAUAGGGUCACUUGGAGGGUCUGAAAUUACCGUCUUGCACCAACUUCAGAUAGCACUCAGACUUGGACUUUGGGGGGGUCUCCAGAGGAAAGGAGCUUCUCCAGCAUUUGUGGGGCACCCACCAAGAACAAGUCAUAAGUUCUUGGUGCCCAGGUGGCAUAAUCUUAGCAGAUAUCCGGUGUUAGGGCAAAGGCGUCUGCUUCAAGUCUAUCACCUUUUGCUUUGUUUGACUCCCAGGGCAGAAGUCACUUGAACCAUGAGAAGGAGAUGUUUGCUCAUGACCAUCCCAACGUGAAGACCCUGGAGGAAGUGGUGAAGGCAGUAAAACCAACAGCCAUCAUUGGUAACUGUUAUGCUCCCAAUUGCUUUGGAACGCUUGCUUUUGUUUUUAUAUUUCUGCUUUUAAGCAGUGCUUUUUAGACUGCAGCCUUAAGAGAUAAACCAUUUGCUGAUGCUUUUGUUUUUGUUUUUCCUUUACCUGUUGCAGGUGUGGCUGCUAUUGCUGGCGCUUUCUCUGAUCAGAUUCUGAAGGACAUGGGGUCUUUCAACAAGAGGCCAAUUGUGUUCGCCCUGAGCAACCCUACAAGCAAAGCAGAAUGCACUGCGGAACAAUGUUACCGCUUGACCGAGGUAUAAGAUUCCCCUUCCUCCUGCUUUCAUUUCAUUUUUGAUUAAUUAAUUAAAUUUAAUAAUUGUGUACCACUUGACUGCAAGGAAACCUCUAAGUGGCUUGCAAAAAUUUAUAACGGAACAUUAAGGUUACUGCUUUUAAAAACAAGCAAACAGUUAAAGACAGCUGUUUAAAAAUAUUACUACCUUGCCACCCCAUUCUCUGCUGAGCCGCUGAAUGAAAUUACAGAAUUCCAGGCGCUUCCCCAAGGUUGUACUUCCAUUGGGAAAAUUGAGACACAGCGGAAGCUACUAGCUAGUGUCUUUAAGAUAUAGGGUGUAUUAGAACAUGUAUACACUUGGAGGGGAUGCAGGUGGCGCUGUGGGUUAAACCACAGAGCCUAGGACUUGCCGAUCAGAAGGUCGGCAGUUCGAAUCCCCGCGACAGGGUGAGCUCCGGUUGCUCGGUCCCUGCUCCUGCCAACUUAGCAGUUCGAAAGCAUGUCAAAGUGCAAGUAGAUAAAUAGGGACCGCUCUGGCGGGAAGGUAAACGGCGUUUCCAUGUGCUGCUCUGGUUCGCCAGAAGCAGCUUAGUCAUGCUGGCCACAUGACCCAGAAGCUGUACGCUGGCUCCCUUGGCCAGUAAAGCGAGAUGAGCGCCACAACCCCAGAGUCGGCCACGACUGGACCUAAUGGUCAGGGGUCCCUUUACCCUUUACUUUUAUACACUUGGAAGUCUGCAGCGGAGGGGGUGCAGAACAUUACAGCCCAAAAGGGUGUCAAGUUGCCCCUCUCAUAGCUUCAGCAAAAGCAGCAGUCAGUCAUGGCUCUUGGUCUCUCGGUGCAGUUUCCUCCAGUCGGCAGUCAAGAUGUUCUUACCUCCAGCCCCCGCCUAGAGUUCUGGCCUGCCCAGCCCCUCAUGGAAUCGGAAUCAUAGAAUUGUAGAGUUGGAAGGGACCACGAGGGUCACGUAGUGAAGUGAAGGACAUGAGGCAGGAGUUGAUAAUGCAGGUGAGCUGUGCAGGAGCAAGCUGCCAGCCAGCUCUGUGGAGGCUCCUUUUAUUGACACAAUAUGCAAACCCAGGCAGAUCCAUUUUUGGCUGUGACCUUUACACAUCUUCCAGUCCCGAGAUCAUGGGGUGGUACAAAGUUAUUUCCACCGCGCUAUUUUCCCCUUGCACAAUGUAUGACGAAGGAGACAAAGGUCACAGACAGGACAUGGCAGACUAUUGAGACCGCCAAAGGUUAGACAGAGGGCAAGAUGUUCAGACAGCUCUGGCCUUAUCUGUGGGGGGGAGUUUGGUCCGCACCCCAAGGUCAUGCGCGCAGACAGCUGAGGCUGCCCGCGGGCAGGAGUGUGCUCCAUUCCUACAACGUAGUCCAACCCCCUGCAAUACAGAGUGGGUUCAAGGGGGGGUGGCACACGCUCUACCACCGAUGGAAAGGGCACGUGCCCCCCUUCUUCUGCCAGUGAUUGAAGAAGUCAAGGCCGCUGCUACGAAGGCUGCAAGCUUCCUUUCGGUUUCCACUUCUGCCCAAGCUGCCUGGCGUUCUCGCAAGUCUCUCAAGGUGCCCAAAUCUUUCUUGCUCUCUUUACAGGGCCGAGGCAUAUUUGCGAGCGGGAGCCCGUUCUCCAAAGUGACCCUGCCAAAUGGACAAACCUUCAUCCCAGGCCAAGGGAACAACGCCUAUGUUUUCCCGGGAGUUGCUCUGGGAGUGAUCGCCUGUGGAGUCCGGCAUAUCUCCGACGAUAUCUUUCUCACCACAGCAGAGGUUUGGGAAUUUCCUUUCCUUCUGCCACCAUUGCGGCGGCAAAUUUCUCAGGACUGCGCCCACUACCCCUUUGUGCCUUGUCCUUUCAGAACUCCUUCCCAGGGCACAUACACCUUCUGUUUUCAGGCCUACCGCCCCCCAAGUCCCCUUUCUCACAAGGCGCAGGAACAAGACCCAGGUUUAUCUGUGAGGGAAGCUGUUUACAGUGGUGCCUCGCAAGACGAAAAGAAUCCGUUCCGCGAGUCUCUUCGUCUUGCGGUUUUUUCGUCUUGCGAAGCAAGCCCAUUAGCGGUUUAGGGGAUUAGCGCUAUUAGCGGCUUAGCGGGCUUAGCGGAUCAGCUGAUAAGCGGCUUAGUGGCUUAACGGAUCAGCUGUUAAGUGGCUUAGCGGAUCAGCUGAUAAGCGGCUUAGUGGCUUAACGGAUCAGCUGUUAAGCGGCUUAGCGGAUCAGCUGAUAAGCAGCUUAGUGAUCAGCUGUUAAGCAGCUUAGCGGCUUAGCGGAUCAGCUGAUAAGCGGCUUAGCGGCUUGGGAAAAAGGGGGGGGAAAGGAAAAAAACCCCGCAGGAACUCGCAAGACAUUUUCAUCUUGCGAAGCAAGCCCAUAGGAAAUUCGUUUUGCGAAGCACCUCCAAAACGGAAAACCCUUUCGUCUAGCGGGUUUUCCGUCUUGCGAUGCAUUCGUCUUGCGGGGCACCACUGUAGUUUAUUUUUAUUUUAUAAAAUUUAUACACUGCCUUCGGGAGAAGAAAAGGCUAAGGAGGAAACUCUACACAAAUCUGGAGUGGAGUCCCUAAGAUGGUUGGAUGGCGCCUUGUACGCCUCCUUCCGGCAAUGUAUUGCUCUGCUUUCCUUUGGACCACAUCAGUGAGGCUGAGAGGGGGGUCUUGUCGUCUGGGCAGCCCAGAACCUCCAUCCACACUGCCCAGGCUUGUGCCCCGGAGAAGCCACUUAAGUGCUGCUAACACAGCAGUUUGGCUUCACCCCCAGAGGCACACUCCGUUGUCCCUUGAGACAGAUAGAUGCCAACAAGAUUGCAAACGAACAAACAAACCUCAAAGUGGUUUUGCAAAACAUUCAAGAGAUAAAAUCAGCAAGAAGCUGAAAACCAGAUUGAAAUGUACAGCAACCUUCUACAUGUCUGCAUAGGCUUGCCUAAACAAAAAUGGCUUUAUCAGGCUUGAUAUCAAUAGGCAGGGAGUUUUCUAUUAUCUUACCUAGGCAGCUGGGGAAGGCUGCCUAGGUAGGAUAAUAUUCUCAGUGAAGACUACCAGUGAAGAGCUCACAUUCAGAAGGCCUUCGCAUUUAUCUUGCUGAAAAUCCGCACAACUCUCUCUCUCCUUUCCUCCCCUUGCUAGUCAAUCGCAGAAGAGGUCACUGAGGAGAAUCUUGCAGAAGGAAGGUUGUAUCCGCCUCUGAGCUCCAUUCGAGAUGUCUCCUUAAAAAUCGCUGUCAAAGUAAGUUUCGUGGCCUUUUCCAUUUUGGUGAGGUUGAAAUGGUACAUCGGAGGCCUUCCUCUUGAAAACAAAAUGGUCCCUCUGCCUUUUUGCAAGUACCUUGCAAGUACCUUGCAAAAUGGUACUUAAAUACUAGGGUGCAGGCUUACCUGACAAGCAUAAACAGCACUGUUUAAGCACCACCAACUCGCUACACACAGGUAAGAGGGGAUCAGCUUAGGGCUCAAUGAGAUCCUCUCGCUUCCCUGCUGAGCAUUUGUGGGCGUAGCCCCUUGGGAACAGCAGUCUAGUUGCAUAAAUGUGGAUAUGGGUUAAAAUCAAUCAAACUUGUUAUCACGGUCAAUGACCAGCACAUUGUCAUUAUAGAUAUAGAAUAAUGACCAAAAUAUAUAGAAUAACACCAAAAGAGAAAACCAUAACAAUAAAAUUGCUAACAACUGUAUUGUACUAUAGGGCGGUAUACAAAUUUACCAGGCUACUAUAAAACACCAGGCACAAAGAACAUAACAACAAGUUUACUAAAACCAGUCCCUGUUGAGUUUUACAUGCUGCCGAAGAAUGUUUAGCCACCCUGGGAGAGGUGGGUGCCUUCUGAUCUGAAAGGAGUUAGAGAAGCAUAGAAUGCCAUCCCAUUGUCCUGGGAAUUUUCAUUAAAAGGGUGCAAUAAAAAUCUUAGACAUAGCACAAUAAAAAGAGCAAUAUGUAAGAGCAUGGGUUAUUGAUUCUACCUCUGCAUAUAUUACUAUUUACUAUUCCUGUUGCUUGGUCCCUGCUCCUGCCAACCUAGCAGUUUAAAAGCACGUCAAAGUGCAAGUAGAUAAAUAGGUACCGUUCUAGCAGGAAGGUAAACGGCGUUUCCGUGCACUGCUCUGGUUCACUAGAAGCGGCUUAGUCAUGCUGGCCACAUGACCCAGAAGCUGUACGCCGGCUCCCUCGGCCAAUAAAGCGAGAUGAGCGCCGCAACCCCAGAGUCAGCCAUGACUGGACCUAAUGGGGAGGGGUCCCUUUACCUUUAUUAUUAUAAUAAAUUAAAUUCGUAUGCCGCCCUAUACCCAUAGAUCUCAGGGUGGUUCACAACAGGGGAUUUAGGGGGAUCUCCCCUCUAGAACCGCUGAUGGAAGAACAUUUAAACAUGUCAGAGUAAAGGCUCCGCAAUGUUUUAGGAGGGAGGGUGUAUAAAGCUAGUUCUCUGGUUUAUUUGUUUAUUGCAUUUAUAGUCCACCUUUUUUUCCUUGAAGCUGAUGGUUCUCCCCCUCCUCAUUUAAUCCCCACCACAAACCUGUGAGGUAGGCUAGGCUGAGAGGCAGUGGCUGUCCCUCAAGGUCACCCAGCGAGCUUCAUGUCCGAGUGGGAAUUCGGACCCCGGUCUCCCAGGUCCUAGUCCAAAACCACACAGCCUCUCAAUGGCUCUCCAGUCCAUGGAAUGGGUGUGGAUAAAAUAGGCAUGCAUGGGCCUCCCAUUCAAAAAUAAAUAAAUGCCCAGCACAGUACAAUCCCCAUGGCCAGAGCGUGUGACCUAGUGGAUAGAAGUUUGGAUCAGUUUGUGACAGUAACUGUGAGUGUUUGUGUGAAACCUAUAACAAUAAAUACCGUAUUUUUUGCUUAUAAGACUCACUUUUUCCCUCCUAAAAAGUAAGGGGAAAUGUGUGUGCGUCUUAUGGAGCGAAUGCAGGCUGCGCAGCUAUUCCAGAAGCCAGAACAUCAAGAGGGAUUGCUGCUUUCACUGCGCAGCGAUCCCUCUUGCUGUUCUGGCUUCUGAGAUUCAGAAUAUUUUUUUUCUUGUUUUCCUCCUCCAAAAACUAGAUGCGUCUUGUGGUCUGGUGCAUCUUAUAGAGCAAAAAAUACGGUAUAUGUGCUGUGUGCACACAUAUGUAUUUAACAAGAUUUGUAUACCACUUAAGACACGAACAAUAAAAUUUACACACACACACACAUGAAUGAGUGGUAUAAAAUAUGAAAAAAUACAUGAAUGAUAUAAAAUAUAAAAAAUUCUGCAUUGUGCAAAGCUUGAUUUGGUGGCCUUUGUAAGUUACGCAGAUGAAGCUCAACUUGUUCAUAGCUGAGCAGUUGACAACACUUUAUAUUCCUUCUGCAAGUCCUAACACAGGAGCAAGAUCCUUCCAGACAUCGCUUAAUCUCUGCUUCAGCCAUUGGGAUGCCCUACUCAGCUGCUGGGUGAGCUUGAUAAUUGGGUAGGAAUUUGAGGCUCAGUCGCCUGGGUCCAAACCCAACUUUCGAUGCCAACCUUCCCGAUCCUGGGGCCCCCCAGAAUUUUACGCCAAAGUAUCUUGAAGGCACCAGAUUGGAGGAAGCCACUCUAUUCCUUCUCGUCUUUCUCUUGCUUUUAGGUUGUCGACUAUGCCUACAAAAACAACUUGGCCUCCUGGUACCCGGAACCGGAAGACAAAGAAGCCUUUGUCAAAUCCCUCAUCUACAGCCCUGACUACGAUUCCUUCGUUAUUGAUAAUUACCGGUGGCCGCAGGAAGCCAUGCAGACUCAAAACAUUUGA